CUCUCACAUUGUACCAGGAAACUUGACAGUUUUCAUCAAAGAGGGAAAUUGUCCUAUUAAGCAGAUAUUAUCAUACAGCGUACGCAUAACAGAUAAAAUAUGCUGUGCUCUUUUCACCCAGCUCAAGAUUCAGGACAUACAGCUGCUUAAUAAGGUAAUAAAAAGUAAACUCAUUCAUAGCUAGAUUUUUAUCUAUACAACCAUGUGUCGUCUUUCUAUAUCUGUGUCGAUCAGUCUAUAUCCAGUCAUUUUUGUAUCUAUGUUAAUCUUUCUUUCCACCUCAGUCUGUCAAUCUGUUUGUCUGUGUUUCUCUGUCGUUCUGUCAGUUUGUGUCUUUCAAUCUAUAGCUAUCCAUUUUGUAUCUACUUUCACCUGUUCGUCUUUUAAAAAAAAAUAAAAAAAUUUUUAUCGUUCUGCCUGCCCUCUACAUCUGGCCAUUUCUGUUUCAAUAUAUCAACCUGCUAUCUGUGUACAGACAUAUAGCUCUUAUCAUGGCUGAAACCAGGCUUAGGAUUCAGGAUUUUGGUCCUCUAUGUCUCCAUAACGAUAUGCAGAUCCUGUAGCUAUUUUGGGCAAUGUCAUGCCUUCCAUCCCACCCCAUCCCAGUGGUGCUGUUUGAUUUCCACAGUGCAGGUCAUUGAAGUUAAUUUAAGUCAAUUAUGUCACACUUUGUAACAUGAUACAUUCAACCUGCAGGAAGUAGCCAUUUGGACUAUGGCCAUAAAGGGAUUUAUGUAGUCCGCAUCAAUUCUGCUUAUAUAUUGUUAAGGGAUCUAAUUUGUAAAAAUGAACACCCAACACACAUAGAAACACCAUUAAAAAAAACAACAAACCUGUACAAUCAACCUUAGGCAGUAUUGAUCAGUGUACUCUUCAUUUGUCUAGUUUUGUGAAUUAGGCACCCACUGUUACCCCCAAUAAGUUACAUGAUGCACACUUGGAGAGGAUGGGCUAAUAAACAUAAAUGAAAUAAGAUCACUCCACGAUUCGACAUGAUGUGCACUCAGAGAUGGUCUUCUGCACACCUCUGCUGUAAAUUGUGGUUGUAGCAAUUAACAAAUUCUGAUUCAUUGCUUUUUUUAGAAAUCGGUAGGUGGAGGCUUCUACCAUUGCUUGCUAGAUUGUAAAUUGUGUAUUUGUGGUAUUUCAUCUAGAAAUAGUCUAGCGAUUUCCUGACCUCUGAUUCUCUGACCUCAUGUGAAUAGCCCCAAAAUACUGUCACUCGCUAGACAUUCUUACUCAAUGCCCCAUUUUUGGUCGAAACUAGUGGGUGCUGCCAGUCUCCUUUCACCGCCUCCUCAUUCAUGAAAAUCCCACAAAAGGUCUUCCGAGAUGGUCCAACCACCACAUGUGUCAACAAUAAUUAUACCACAACCCCAUGCUUAGAUCAUGCAUCGUCUCCAUUCCAUGUUCAGUCAAACUACUCUUAAAUGUUCAGACCGUGUCUUCUUUCUUUGUAUAUUGAGACUUUGUCAACUCUUUGCUGGCUUUCUUAAUAUAGUGGCCAUUGACUGUAAAAUCUUCCUUUGCUGGAAAUAUUCAAAUGCUAUGUUUUGCUUUGUUAUAAAUGUCUGAUUUUAUUCCAACUAAGGCAUUUUUAUACAUGGAUGAAAUCUGCAUCUGUUGCAACAGGAAAGUAAAUAAUUAUCCUUUCAGCAGGACAUCUUCCUUAAUAAUGUGAAAAUCAAUGCACUCCCCGGGAGUAUUGAGCAGAACUGUGGUUUAUCGGAGUCCAAAUUGUCCAUUUGCCAUGUCCUGAUCAAUGUGUAAUGAAGCUACUGGGCCAGAAGUGGCGUGUAGGGGGACACUUGUUCGUCUUGAACCUCUGGGAUUGAUAUUCCAGCUGAAGAAAAAUUAAUAUUAAUAGGACAUGGGGAUGAGGCUCCUAGAUUACUUUGACAGUUUAAAGGAACACUUAGUUAAUUAGAGGAUGACAUUGCACCCCAGGUCCCAUGACACUGUCCUACCGUCUGUCACGAGCAUCGAAUCUCUUCUUGUUUUUUGACAAGUUAGAUUACAUCAUUACAUUCAGUUUUACUCGUUAGUUGUUCUACAGAAAAAGGUGCAUAUAUUAAACAUUAAUUAGAUCCCAUCCCUGACAUGCUCUGACUUGAGGAAGAAAUAAAAAAAAAUCAAAAGAUAUCUUUGCAAGAUUUCAGCAGAACAUUAAAAUUUGCUAGUUAGCUGCGUUUGUAUUUGCCACGGAAGCAGAAGGUAAUGGCACACUAAAAAUAAACUGUAUAAAACAUACAGAUCCAAGAAUACGAGAAAGCGGCUGACUGUUAAACGUUAUUUUUUUUUUUAGUUUAUUUAAAAUAUAUAGUGGCUCUGGGCCCCCAUUUUAAAAUGUGAAGUGUAUGUUACAAUUGAUCAGAGGAACAAAACUACUGCCAUACCAGGUAUUACAGACUACAUCUCCCAUCAUGUCAGAGCCUUAUGAGUUAUAGUAUUUGGAGUAGAAAGGAUUGCCUAUCCGCAGUAAAUCACUGUAUCCACCAUUCAUGGGGUGAUUUGGAUACACAAUUUAAGGUUGAUUAUGUAAUAAUAGCUCAUGAGCUCACGGGUGAUUUAAUUUAAAUCUGUCUCCCAUUAAAUCUCUUCCCUGAGCUAAAUCCUGCAAUGCAGGGCUUAGAUCAUUGGCUGAGUGUGACCAGCUGAUACCGUAGAUUCAGGCUCUCACUGAGAUGUAGACCAGGCAGGGGCCAUGUCUGGUGGACCCAAGUAAGAAAUCAAACUGUUGCAGAUUCACUGUAGUAGUUCUGUUACAUGGAUGCGUUUUUUUUUUUUCCAUUUAUUUCUUGCAAUGUAAAACAUUGCUGUUUCUGAGAAAUGGCAAUGUUUGCAUUUUGACUAAAACCCACCUCUUGUGGCUUUCAGACAAACAGCCACUUGAUCCUCCUUCAAUGUCCAAAGGUCUCCACGUUUGGGGUCAUCACACACAGCAUAACAAUGACAAACACAUCUAAUGCCACUUCAUUGGAUUAGUAGAGUGAUGAAAUUGCUGUUCAUUAACCCAUAUCUCCAGUACUCUUCUCUGAGAAACAUUGUACUGGGCAAAAAUACAGCUCUACGUUAAUGACCAUAUCUUCGCCAGCACUGCAAAGUAAAACAUUGCUUAUACAAAAAUAAUAUGCUUCUGAAAUUAUUUAACUAGAAGUAUUUAUUCUUGAAAUUAAGUCCUGCCUUGUUUAAAAAAAAAUAAAUGUGUUACAGGUUAGAAAUGAAUUCAUUUAUUUAUUUUACCAUCACUAAAACGAAUUACAGUUUACCAACUGGCAAGGGAUACAGAGUUCCAGGCAUGGUUUGUGAAACCCCUGAUGUCACCAAUUCAAUUAAUGAUCUUACCUUUGUCAAUGAACACUAAUAAGCACUUUUCAGUGCCACGCCAUGGAAUCCUGUAAGAAAACCGCAAAGAAAGGUACUAUAUAGAUAUGUUCCCACAAAUUGUGUAUGUGAUUGAAUAUUAUAUACUUUUAAUUUAUGCAUCCUUGUUAAAGAGCAUGUACUCUUCAUUAAGUGUUCUUGCAUAGCAAGACCACUUAAUGUUAUCUCACAUAUAUAUUAUUAUUAUUAUUAAGUGUUCUUGCAUAGCAAGACCACUUAAUGUUAUCUCACAUAUAUAUUAUUAUUAUUAUUAUUAUUAUUCUUAUUAUAGCAAAAUUUGCCACCCUAACUCCUCCCACAGUUUUUACACUACAUAGACAAAAUUUUACCAAAACGUGCAGAUUGUUCCCGAUCGGAUUGUUAUUACUUUGUGGAACGUUUCGCCGAAUGGUUCACGGAAUAUCGUCGUUCUUGUGGCGAAAUUUGUCCCAUAGGAAUGAAUGGCAAAGCUAGAGUGGGAGCUGCCAAAAGCUGAAAAAUCAGGACAUGAUUUCUAAACUGCCACCGCUCCCUCAUUUUCAAGCCCACCUACGCAAAUCUUAUAUCAAAACGUUCAGCUAUCCCUGCUGCCACUAAACAUGAAAACGGCUAAGCCGUAGUCCUGAUAGUUUUCACAAUAUGACCAUUUGUUUGCAACCAACGCCGUCCAUUGACAUUCAUUGAAACUUCACUCUGCAAAGCUCAAAUUUCAAGUGCAAUUUCUAAACUGCGACUGUGCCUUCAAUUUUAAUACUUCAGAGACAUACUAUGCAUCAAAAUGUAGAUCUGGGUCUUGUGAUUCUCACAAUAUAAAGCUCUUAGCUGUAGGAGUUAUAGUUUUUAAGAUACGACCGUUUGAAGAUGGCAACCACCAAAAUACUCUGACCUGUGUCAAGCUGCAGCAGCAAGUGAUGUCAUAGACAGGGCCUUUUGAACACCUGCUAAUGUUUUUAUAAAUGUAUGGUUUUAAUGUAACUGUGCAACAACGUUGCAAUUAAAUGUGCUAUAUAAAUGAUAACAGUUACUCCGCCCACUCCAGUUGUAGACUACUGGUGGAGGCAAGAACACUUCACACAAUUUCCCAGAAAUUGUAACUUUUCUAGUUAUUAUUAUUAUUCUUAUUAUAAAAUUUGCCACCCUAACUCCUCCCACAGUUUUUACACUACAUAGACAAAAAUUUACCAAAGCGUGCAGAUUGUUCCCGAUCGGAUUGCUAUUACUUUGUGGAACGUUUCGCCGAAUGGUUCACGGAAUAUCGUCGUUCUUGUGGCAAUUUGUCCCAUAGGAAUGAAUGGCAAAGCUAGAGUGUGAGCUGGCAAAAGCUGAAAAAUCAGGACAUGAUUUCUAAACUGCCACCACUCCCUCAUUUUCAGGCCCACCUACACAAAUCUUAUAUCAAAACGUUCAGCUAUCCCUGCUGCCACUAAACAUGUAAACGGCUAAGCCGUAGUCCUGAUAGUUUUCACAAUAUGACCAUUUGUUUGCAACCAACGCCGUCCAUUGACAUUCAUUGAAACUUCACUCUGCAAAGCUCAAAUUUGAAGUGCAAUUUCUAAACUGCGACUGUGCCUUCAAUUUUAAUACUUCAGAGACAUACUAUGCAUCCAAAUGUAGGUCUGGGUCUUGUGAUUCUCACAAUAUAAAGCUCUUCACUGUAGGAGUUAUAGUUUUUAAGAUACGACCGUUUGAAGAUGGCAACCACCAAAAUACUCUGACCUGUGUCAAGCUGCAGCAGCAAGUGAUGUCAUAGACAGGGCCUUUUGAACACCUGCUAAUGUUUUUAUAAAUAUAUGGUUUAAUGUAACUGUGCAACAACGUUGCAAUUGAAUGUGCUAUAUAAAUGAUAACAGUUACGUCGCCCACUCCGGUUGUAGACUACUGGUGGAGGCAAGAACACUUCACACAAUUUCCCCAGAAAUUGUAGCUUUUCUAGUUAUUAUUAUUAUUAUUAUAGCAAAAUUUGCCACCCUAACUCCUCCCACAGUUUUUACGCUACAUAGACCAAAAUUUACCAAAACGUGCAGAUUGUUCCCGAUCGGAUUGCUAUUACUUUGUGGAACGUUUCGCCGAAUGGUUCACGGAAUAUCGUCGUUUUUGUGGCGCAAUUUGUCCCAUAGGAAUGAAUGGCAAAGCUAGAGUGGGAGCUGGCAAAAGCUGAAAAAUCAGGACAUGAUUUCUAAACUGCCACCACUCCCUCAUUUUCAAGCCCACCUACACAAAUCUUAUAUCAAAACGUUCAGCUAUCCCUGCUGCCACUAAACAUGUCAACGGCUAAGCCGUAGUUCUGAUAGUUUUCACAAUAUGACCAUUUGUUUGCAACCAACGCCGUCCAUUGACAUUCAUUGAAACUUCACUCUGCAAAACUCAAAUUUGAAGUGCAAUUUCUAAACUGCGACUGUGCCUUCAAUUUUAAUACUUCAGAGACAUACUAUGCAUCAAAAUGUAGGUCUGGGUCUUGUGAUUCUCACAAUAUAAAGCUCUUCACUGUAGGAGUUAUAGUUUUUAAGAUACGACCGUUUGAAGAUGGCAACCACCAAAAUACUCUGACCUGUGUCAAGCUGCAGCAGCAAGUGAUGUCAUAGACAGGGCCUUUUGAACACCUGCUAAUGUUUUUAUAAAUGUAUGGUUUAAUGUAACUGUGCAACAACGUUGCAAUUAAAUGUGCUAUGUAAAUGAUAACAGUUACUCCGCCCACUCCAGUUGUAGACUACAGGUGGAGGAAAGAACACUUCACACAAUUUCCCCAGAAAUUGUAACUUUUCUAGUUGCUAUUGUAACAGUAACCAGUGGACCCACCAAUACCUGAAGCGGUGUAUGUAGCUAUAUUCUAAAUCACAGAUUGAAAGGAGAGAAAAUUUUAUAAGUCAUGCAACAAUGAUGUUUGGAAACGGUUAUAUUAAUAGCUGAAUAGACAAAAUUAUAAAGUCUUAUAAACCAGAGGUCACAAAUGUAUUUGGACAUCGAGGGCAACAUCACCAAAUAUUAGAAUUCAGAGAUUCCAUCCCAUCUCCUGUCUGACCUCUUUCAGAACUUUAUCCAUUGAGAAAGAUACUAAUAAAAUGAAGUAAAAAAGCAUUCUUUGCUUCUUUGUAUUGGUUGUUAAUAUAAUUGUUGGCUUGUUUUCGUAUACUAUGUAUUAUAUUUAUAUCAGUGUUGUCACUCCAAACUUACCUUUCUCCAAUUGUUAUCUCUUCUCCUCCUCGCUCUGAAUCUGUUCUUAUUCUCUUCAUGUCUGAUCUUUUUCUUGUAAAAUAGAAUAGACUUUGUCUUAUUUAUUUUUCCUAAGCAUGACAAAUCUUGACCAAGGGUGGAGAUAAAAAGGGAAACUAUAGUCACCAGAACAACUACAGCUUGUUGAAUUUGUUCUGGUGAAUAGAAUCAUUACCUUCAGGCUUUUUGCUGUAAACACUGUCUUUUCAGAGAAAAUGCAGUGUUUACAUUACAGCCUAGUGAUAACUUCACUGGCCACUCCUCAGAUGGCUAUUAGAGAUCCUUCCUGGGUCAUGGCUGCCUAAAAUGCAUCCAAACAUUCAGUAUCUCCUCCCUCUGCAUGCAGACACUGAACUUUACUCCUAGAGAUUCAUUGAUUCAAUUCAUCUCUAUGAGGAGAUGCUGAUUGGCCAGGGCUGUGUUUGAAUCAUGCUGGCUCUGCCCCUGAUCUGCCUUUUUGUCAGUCUCAGCCAAUCCUAUGGGGAAGCAUUGUGAUUGGCUUGGACUACCACUUCUGAUGUCAGCAGACAGAAGCAGUUGACCGGAAAACAGGGGCAGAGCCAGGAGCUGCAGACUUGAAUACAAGUAAGCUUUUACUAUAUUUAAGGAGGCAAGAAAGGGCCAGGGGGGCUAGAUGGUGGUUUUAACGCUAUAGGGUCAGUAAAACAUGUUUGUGUUCCUGUCCCUGUAGUGAUCCUUUAAGGCAAACUACACUUUGUCAAUUCUCACUUUCCCAGAAGUUACCUGCCCAUUUUGUCUAUCCUCUAGAAUCUCGCAAUCUACCCUCUGUCCUCCCCCAACCUCAUUUGUACAAUUAUAUUUGCGUUCUGCUUCUUGGACAUAAGCGGUGAGUGUUUACAUAGUUUUCAUACAAUCAUUUGCAAGAUCAGAAAAAAAGGAAAGGCAGAAGAAGGCAGUGACAGUACAUCACAGCCAGGCUUCUGAACAUGGCGCUGAUGGGAAGAAGAUCCAGUUCAAAUAAAGAAAGAGCUUGUUAAAGGGAACCUGUGCCACAAAAACACAGGGGGAAUAGAAAGACAUAGCUUUGCGGGGGACAAUAAAAAAAAAAAAUAAGAAAAAAAUCCCAGAGCCGCUUUAUUAGAUGUACGAUUUAAUAGUGUGAGUAGUGUUUAAUUUGCUGUAAAUAUAUUGAAAGCAUAUUUAAUAUGUGCCUUUUCUUUUGCGGCUCAAUAUAAAAUCCAUCCUGGAAAUGGCAAGCAUAUGCCAUUGGCUCCCCGUAGGGAUGAGUGACAGCUGACUUUUUUUUUCUACCAGACCUAAGCUCCGAUUUUAAUUUCUCCAAAGUAAAUAAAUUUACUCCCGCUGUGAUCUUCCUUGUCCUUUGUUGUCAGCUGCCGCAGGAUUAGCCGUAUUACACCUGUGUGUGGUUUUUACAUACAGGGGUAUAUUGGCUAAACAGGGAUUUGCUUUGUGCUGGCAGCUUAAAGGGUAUUUAUUACUAAAUUGUCCAAUUUGGCCAAAUAUUGUCUAGUUGGUUUUAAGCCUAUUUAAUUGAAUAUUUCCCCCCUGCCACUUCCCCCAAACCCAAGUUGUUUUUUUGGGGGUUUUUUUUUACCCAAUACAAACUGCAUACUAGCUAGCUGUGUGGUGACCUUAUCAGCUAACCGUACUCUGCAGGUAGCACCAUAACCACAGCAUGCUUCUUGCAUUGGUAGUGAUCUAGUCUUAUUCCUGUUGUGACCUGAAUAGGUUCUCAUUACUGUAUCUCCAUUAUCCGAACCACAGUUUCUUACUGAUUUACCCACAUCUGCUACUCACAGGCACCACUGCAUUGUCUUAGUGCUAUAUUGUUCUCUAUUACCUUAUUUUUUUUUUAAUAGCUUCUGGUUGUAUUUUGCUUUUCAUCUAUACUGUAGUAACCUUUGUCAUAAUAACUGCUCCGUAGUACUAAGCUCUAUAACUUUCUUGCUGUCUCCCACAUCUGCAGACCGGUUCCUAUCAAUCUUUCAUUUCCGACAUCCUAAUUUACCCCCAUCUAAUGAUUGCUCUCUUUUGCUCACUCUAACAGGGUUAGAAACGGCGGAACAUUUACAAGAGGGUAGCAAAUUGUAAGCCAUAGUAGCCAAACGGAAAACUCUGAGUUGGGAAAAUGUUCUAAUAUGGCCUAUUUGGGCAUAACAUUUUUUUCCUCACAAUUCCCUGUUUAGUGAAUAAAACCCCAAAGGCUCUUGGUCCCCCCCCCCCACCCCACCCCUUUCCAAUCCCUCCAUUCCCCUCUCUCUUUAGAACAAACCCUCAUUCUCCUGCAUACUUUAUUCUUGUUCUGUCUAAUGAUCUUUUUCUUUUCAUCCUUUCCCUUGCUCACUGUCACUCUUACCUCUUCAUCUGUUGUGCUCUCUCCAUGUAACUCACGAAAGGAAGAUUCAUUGGGUAGAAUCAGCUGCUGUGCUUUCAAAUGUGCCCAAAUGCAGUUAGUAAUUGCAUUAGUGUUGCAUUAAGCUGAACAAUAGCGAAAGGUUUUAACUGCUCAACAAACAUCCAUUCUUUUGCCACUAAAUGACUCAUUUAACACUAUAUACUGUCUUCUAGUGAAAGCUUACAAAGAUUGAAAGUAUACGGGCAAAAAUAAUAUUAGAUUGGGCUGAAAAUUCCUGGCUGGCGUUUUUCCCUAAGAGGAGAAGAGGGUUAAAAGUUCACUUGAACACAACUGAGAGCUCCUUUAAAUCCAUCAGUGUAUUCAAGCCAUGUCAAGUUCUCUCAUUAGGACUUAGCGGUGAAUGUACAUCUUGCUUAAAGUGACUCUAUUAUCAAUGUGUUCUUAAUGAAAUCUGAUUUCAAGUCCUCCUUCGUACAGCGCCAGCACGACAUUUACCAGUGCAGAAACCCAUACAGUUCCCAGAACCUGAUUGUGUUUGGGUUGAAUUGAUUUGCAAUUCUUAUCUAUCAUAGACACCCUUUUAAAUCUACAUGUUGUGAAGCUGUAGAUGGGGCCAUGUUAACUUACCACAAGACCUGAAAUUUUGCAAGUUUAAAAAUUAUUAUAGAACUCUAUGGAUAUUCUUUUCCUUGGCUUCGAAGUUAGGUCUUACAAUAGGUCUGUCUGUCUCCUGAAAUAGAAGUCAAAUGACAAAUAUGGAGCCAGCAGUAAAUAAUAUUUAGGUGCUAUGGUUCCUAAUUUGCGCGGUUCUGUUUUAAGAAAUGUAUUUUUCAUUUAUUUAUACUUUUUAAGCACUUCAACAGUCUCCAUAGAAAUAUAUAAUGGCUCUUUUUGUUUUAUGCCUUGAUAAUUAUACACUUCCAUGUCUCGACUGAGCAAAAUAUAUGCUUUUAUAUUUGUUCUUUCUCGAGAAAUAAAUGAAUUAUGUAUUCAACAUUCAUUUUAUUGUACAAAUAAAAAUGAAUGUAGAGCUUUUAAAGGAAUACUCCGGGCACCAUAACAACUUCAUAAAAAUAAAGUUGUUAUGGUGGCAAUAUUUCAGGCUGUUUUUUUAAAAUGAAUAAGUAGCUACCAAUUUGCUUAAGCAUCAGCUGACCGCUUUUCCUUGCCCGAUGCUGCUUGAGCCUUGUAUUCUGAAGUAUUUUGGAAAGUGGGCAGAUUGAUCCGAUGCUACAGCCACUUCAUGGCUGAGAAGCUAUUUGCAGCCAUCGCUACAGCUCAUUUGGUAUAUUUAUGCCAAGUUGACUGGCAUGACAUGUCCCUUUUUGUACAUACCUCUAGUCCAGGGAGUGGCAACCUUUGGCACUACAGAGGUUUUGGACUUAUACAGCUUAUACAGCCAUAAUACAGAAGAGUUGUAAUUUGCAACAUCUGGAGUGCUGAAGUUUGCCUACCCUUGCGUUUUAGGCCAUGUAUGUUGGCAAUGAUGCAUGUUGUGCGACAGUCCCCCUUAUAAUUGCAGGUGGAAUUAGGAUCUUAACCAAUAAUAUUUCCAGCUAUUAAAUUACAAGAUCUUCUUCUGUGGGUCUAUUAGCCAUUUGUGUACUUACAGGUCAUAAGCACGGUGCUGUUUUUAGGAGUUGCUCUGUGCUAAUGUUCUGUGGAUAUAUAUAUAUAUAUAUAUAUAUAUAUAUUUAUUUUUAUUUUUUUAUUUUUUUGUGUGUAGUAGGAUUGACCAACUUCGGCACACAGUUGUACUAGGACUACAUUUCCAUAAAUUCUUUUGCAGCCUUUGGACAUUCCCAACCUGCUGAUUUAAUUGUGACGUAAGUUACUCGUGCAUAAAAGCUGUGUCCGGGCAGUUGUACCUUCCACCAAUGACCAUUCGUAUGACCAUUCCAGUAUAGGGAGCGGGGGUAAAAUUUUGCCCCAGUCUGUUUUGUGCUCUCUUUCGUUUAGGAUAAAUCCAUCUAUCAGGCGGAUCCAUAUGGCUAAUAGAAUGGAUUGUGGCUACUAACCUGGAGUGCAAUUGUAAUAGUGCACUUCAGUACAUUCCAAUAGGUACAAACUUGUAUCGUGAACAUCUAGUCGUAUGUUCUGUUUACUGAUUGUACAGCCCUACAGAAUAAGUUGGAUCAGUAGAUUGAAGUAGCAGGGGACAGAAUUGGAAAGGUAAUUAAAACAAGAUAAUAAGGAUGCUGGGUGCAUUGGACUAUUGCACAUGAGUUUGUGGAAAGAAAAAACAGAGGGAAAUAUCUAGACCAGGGGGAACCAAGUGGUAUCCCUGCAGUUGUUGUUAAACUACAGCUCCCAUGAUUCUCUAAGAAUCUUUGGCCAUCUGUAGCCUUGCUGGGCUUCCUUGUAUUUGUGGUUCAACAUUAACUGGAAAAUCACCUAUUGGCAUAACCUUGUCUAGAUGAAUUUACAGGGUUUUCUACAGGGUUUCAGAUAAGAAUUUCAAAUUAAGGCAAAUUUAUCAAAUUAAUUCAGAACUGUGUAUAUAUGCUCAUGUAUAAAAUGUUGCAGGAUGAGAGUAAUUUAAAUAUUGAUGUUUGAUCCCUCAUAAUCUAUCCACCUUUAAAGCCUUAAGAACACUUACUAUGAUUUGAAAGCGCUGAUGAAUUGGUCAAUUCAUCUGGUAGUUUUUAGAUCGUGCUAAAUAAUAGUUUAAAGGAUCACUAUAGGGUCAGGAACACAAGCCUGUAUUCCUGACCCUAUAGUGUUAACACCACCAGCUAGCCCCCCCUGGGCCCCUCAUGCCUCCAUAAAUAUAGCAAAAUCUUACUGUAUUCAAGCCUGAAGCUGUAGAUCUGCAUGCUGUUUGCCUAAAAACAAAAACAAAAAAAAACAAGCAGUCUGCUGACAUCAUCAGAAGUGGUAGCCUGAUCCAAUCACUGUGCUUCCCCAUAGGAUUGGCUGAGUCUUACAAAGAGGCAGAUCAGGGGCAGAUCCAGCAUGAUUCAAACACAGCCCUGGCCAAUCAGCAUCUCCUCAUACAGAUGAAUUGAAUCAAUGAAUCUCUAUGAUGAAAGUUCAGUGUCUGCAUGCAGAGGGAGGAGACACAAUGUCUGGAUGCAUUUUAGGCAGCCAUGACCCAGGAAGGAUCUCUAACAGCUAUCUGAGGAGUGGCCAGCGGAGGUAUCACUAGGCUGUAAUGUAAACACUGCAUUUUCUCUGAAAAGACAGUGUUUACAGCAAAAUGCCUGAAGGUAAUGAUUCUACUCACCAGAACAAAUUCAAUAAGCUGUAGUUGUUCUGGUGACUAUAGUGUCCCUUUAAGAUUACUGCAAAACAUAUUUAAUAUAAUCGGUCACCAACGAUUAGAAUGUUCAUUGCUAUUUUUCCCCCUAUGGUGCUUCCAUAAUACCUCCUAUUUCCCCUCUUAUGAUCUGUUCUCUGUACAGUUGAAAACAUUUAUUUCUGAGCAAUUAAAGAUCAUUUACAUCUUAACCCAUUAAGAGUACCGCUACUGCAGCUGAGAAUGAAAGGAGUCUUGGCCUAAAGCAGUGCAAACCAGUAUUUCAGAAUAAAUUCACUUAUAAACACUUAUAACAAAAUGAGUAGACAAUCUGUGUUUCUGUGCACACUACGGGUGACAAACGACAAUUUUAUGGCUACCAUUUUAUAUUCCUGUGGUGUUUUUGUCAUGCCCUGUUGUACAGCAUUUCAAGAAACAGCCAAUUAGUAAGAAAAACCUCUGCCUUGAUGAGUCGAAAGCCACGAAGUGUGUGGAAGCUGUUUGGCACCUCCAUCUGCUCCUCAAAUAUUUAUUGGAGCCAUUUAGGAAGAAAAGUUGCUUGGUUUGUGAUGAGUUUCAGAUCAUUAUCGUACACAAGGAGUCAGUGCACAUAAACCUACUGUAUCUUCUAUCGCUCGCACUGAUCCGAUCCUAGUACUCUGCAACUCCUAAUUAACCAUCUACUGUGAUCUCAUUAGCUACAUGUAAAGAGGACUGUACCUGCCAAAAUCCGUAGAGGACAAGCAAGCACACCACAGAGAUAUACUCGGGAAAAGUGGGUUUAAUUAAGAGAUUCCGAGGGAGAAUGACUUUCAUUGUUUGUCUUCAAAACAAACAUGCCUUCGAACCUGGCAGUAUUUUUAGAGAAACAUUAUUGUAUCAGUAGAUACUCCUGUGUCCUGAGGCUCUGUUACGGUCUUACACCAUUUUUAUGUUCUCAAAAAUAUGUUCAAUGAAACUUGUUCAUCUCUCCGUUCUCAGUCAGUGUUACACAUAGUCGUCUUCCUUCAAUUCCUCUAUGUGAAAGAAAAACAUGCCAUUUAAACCCAUUGACUUUUUAUUCAUGUUUAUCUUUUGCUUCAGGCAUUCCACCCUUCUGAAAGUUUUGAUGGCUAUAACAAAUUGUAUUCUAUUGUCCUCAGAAAUCCAUAUGUUACAAUACCUUACUUUCCUUCGAUAUUCUUAAACAGAACACAAUCUAUAAUUUGAAGUACCCCUUUGGGUCUUUAUCUUGUACGUAGGACAGGCAAAACAUCUUACUAUGAAAAUCUAAAAUGAGUCCCAUAUUGCUUGUGGCUAAACAUUUGGAAUUACCAUAAUUGUGUAUUUGUCAACUUUGUAUGUAUGAUCACACCUAACCAACUGGCCAUGUGUAUGACCCAGCAUUGUCUUGUAGUAAAGGAAAAGGGAAUCGAAUGGAGUAAAUCUAGACAGCCGGGGAAUUACCAAUUUCAUAGAUUAAUCUGGUUUUCUCAUAGAAACCGCAAUGGCAUGUGUAUGGGGGUCUUAUAUCAUUAAUGAAGUCCAACUCUGUAGAAGCUUUCUUUUGUUUUACUCGACUCCAGAGUUGCAUUGUUGCUUCAUAUUUUGUCUAUGGCAUAUCUAUCCUGCCUAUCUAUCACUCUAUGUAUCAUUUUAUUUACAUGUAUAGCUGUUUAUUGUUCUGUGUUCCAUCUAUUUGUUUAUUAAUACAUCUGUCAUCCAUAUGUCUGUCUAUCCCUCUGUGUCCUAUUUGUCUUUAUGUCUGUCUGUAUUCUAUAUUUGUCUCUGGGUCCUGUCUGUCUUUAGCUCCACAAAUCCAUCUAUUUAUGGCCUUGUCUACAUUUGUCUGUCUGUCUAUAUGGCUCUCUUUAUCUGAUCUUAUCUUUGUGUCCUGUCUUUCUGGCUGUUACCCCAUCUACUUCUUAUUUUCUUGCUUGCUUUAGUGGUUCGUAACAAUCAAGCCUAAGAAUACAGGAUUCUAAGCAUUUGGUUCUAUGUGUCAUAUGCAAGAACAAGUAAAUUGUCCUACUGUGAAAAUGUACAACCAGAUAUAUUUGUAUCGUUACGCUGUGCCCUAUCUGUCAGUUUAUUGUUCCAUUUAUUGUUCUAUUUAUGACUCUGUAUCCAACCUGCCUGUCUAUAUUUUCCUGUACCCUCAUUUUUCUCUAUGGUUCCUGCCUAUAGGUCUAUCAGUCCAUCAAUCUAUUUUGGUUUUAAUCUAUCUGUCACUCUAAAAAGACAGAAUAUGUCAAAUGUCAUCCACGUGAAAAAGAAUAUAGAUGCAAAUCUAAAAAGCAAAUUGACAACGUAUCACAUACAACAUUGGUAUCGUCCAUCUAUUUGUUUGUGUUUUCUCUUGUCUAUUCCUUUAGGGUUAAUUUGCCAAAUAGGGAAUUGUGUUAAAAUGAAAAUCUAGUUGCAAAAACUAGGCUGAAAUUUCUCAAUGUAAUACGUGGGGGAGAGAACUAAGAAGUAAAUUAUUUUGGUGUACAUUUUGCAAUUCAGUUUUUAUUUCUCCGUAAUCCACUGUUUAGUGACACCAUCCAUCCAUCUUGGAUGCACUCCUAUUCAGAUAACUGAUCUGCCAUCUUCUCUUAAAUAUGAUUAACGUGAAUUGUUUUAAACCUAGAGUUUAUCCACUUCAAUGUUGGCCUGGUGUGUACCAUAGAUUGCUUACCACUAACACCAAGCACUUUUGAAUUACUUUAGUGUAGAGGUUAAAUAGACUCCCGGCACUGAAUCAAUUCAAACUGGCUGAGUGUAAUAGGAGUUAGUCUGUUGCAGCUGUGCUGCCUGAGGUUGAUUAGGCCUGGCACUGUCCAUAUCUCUGAGCAACUGGAUUCUUUUAUAAAUUAAACCUUGUCUGAUCCUCAUUGAGUUACAUACUGUAUAAUCUCUUCUAGCUGAGAUUACAUGAAGUCUCAGGAAAAUCCUUUAAAUAAAUAAAUAAAUAAAAACAAUUGGGAUACUGAUUUUGGUGUUUUGUUUUAUUACGUUUUUUGUUUGAGAACAACUGACUUGUUAAUAAGAGGGAUGUUUUCUGUCAUAGUCAGCAAUUAUAUCUUGUAUAUCACUGUCUAAUCUGAAUGGUCCAUGAGAUCUUAUUAAUAUGCAUGAGAGUCUGUAGUUAGUGUGUACACUGGACCAUCGCACAGCAGCCGGAGUCUUGCAGCAGAGGGAGGGCUGUGUACAGAGGGAAGAAGCAGACACACAGAGGAGGCACAGUUGCAUUCUGUCAGCCAACUGAGCAAGGCCAAUGUGACUGGUCCCCGGACUCUGCUGCUGUCCAGGAUAACUGAACCUUUAUGUCAAAGCGGAACCUCUGCUUCAUCAGGAAGAGAUUUGUUAAAAAUGGGAUGCAGUUUAUGCAGCCUGCGGAGACCAGAUGAGGAAUACAGAUUAUUAUAUGAAGUUUGCCAGGUAACAUCAUUACAUUAACAUUUUCAGAUGGGAUUUAUGUCCAACUGCGCUUUAAAAAUUCAAGCAAUAAGUAUUCAAAAAUAUAGAUUUUGACAUAAGAAGGAAGCCAUUUGACACGUUUCAUUUGAUCAUUAGCUGUCUUAAAAUAAAAUUUAAAAAAACCCACAGGCAAUAUAUAUUAGUUGCUUUGUUGCGUCCGAUAGCAUUGUCUGUCCCAAAUGUUCUUGAACUUUUUUUAUUGUUGGAGUUGCUACCUUCUCUGCCAGAAGGCUAUUCUAUGCAUCUCAAACCUCAAGAUGCUUUAAGGACCCAAGCAUCUUACAAUGCAUUAACACCUGGUUAUUACAGUAUUUUUUUAUCUCAUUUCUAAUAGGGUAACUGUUGUUUUGGCAGAAAUUACUUGUGGUUAGGUUUUGUAUUUGGAAAGUUAGCAUUGAUUGGUUAGAUGGCUGUGUUUAUUGAUGCACUAGAUAAAUCACUAAAUGGUGAAUUGCAGGGUGUCCGUACUUUAUUUUCAAAGAUGUUGGUCAACAUAUUUUUUAAUUCAAGCAAUAUUGAAAUUUUUCUUUUCCUCCAACUUUUGGCCAUGUUGGCUUUUAUUUUGUAACUUGGUAGUCAGCUCACCAUGAACACAGUUUAGUGAAUAAGCCCCCAAGGAGGGUGCAGGCAUUCUGCAUUUGACCAUUUUAAAAAGAAAGCGUAAUUUUGAUAGACAUCCAUUAUAAUGUAGGACAAUCACUUUUUUUUUUUUUAAGGGUUGUUGAAUGUUCACAGCAUUUGUUGGCAGUUUCUGUUAGAUAAAGACUUGCAGGACCAAACUGACAUGUUCAAGAUUGUCAAAUUAUUCACAACUUAUGUGUAUGUUAUAUCAUGGUUAUGUUUUGACUUGGCUGUCAUUCUUUGGAUUGCUAUCUUGGUAAAUCAGCCUUGGUCUUACCUGAUGAUACAGACUAAUAGACUACAACUCCCAUUAGCUAACGCGCUUAAAACCAAUGGAGGGUGCCAGUUCAUUAUGCUUUGGGGGUAUCUAUCUCAAACUAUAAACAAAUAUUGCAAUUAACAAGUUUUUUUUUUUUUUGUGUGUGUGUGUGCGUGUGUGUCCCAGUUAUUCAUUCACUAAAAAGUGAAUUGAUAACCACAUUGUAAAAGUUGGGCCAUGGUAGCUACGUUGGAAAACCUAUCUUAAUUAGAGAAUGUAUCCAGCUGUUCUGAUCUUAAUUUUUCCACAUUAAGUCUUCCUAUCUCACAAUUCAGUCUAUUGUAAAUUAUCCCGUUUUUGCAAAUAAUCUCUACCCUCAAAGAAAAAGUAAGUGGUUUCCUAAAAAAUCUAAUUUAAGAUAAAGAUCCCUACUCAUUUUUGCCCUUGGCAAACAAAGUAUUGUGUGAUUAACCAACAGCAACCUCUCUCUCUCCAAUGCGGGAUGCUUUAAAGGCACAGUAGAUGCUACACAUGCAUUCUAAUAGGUUAGUGCAAAUUUCUUGGACUACUGAUCUUUGAAGAUGCUGUUCUAUCAGACAGAUGUAUUUCUCUUUGAAAUGUAACUAACACAUGCGAGUGACCUCAUAGGCAUCCUAAGACCUGUGCACGGGUUUAACCCCUUAAGGACACAUGACAUGUGUGACAUGUCAUGAUUCCCUUUUAUUCCAGAAGUUUGGUCCUUAAGGGGUUAAGGUAGAAUUCUUCAUAUGUGUUCAACAUUAGGUUUAAAGUAGAAUUUUGCACGUGUUCAACAUUGGUAUAGUUAACAACUAUAAGGCUGCAUAUGGGUAAUCAAUGCUUAGGAAGCAAAAUCAAGUCAAAGCCCCACAGAUAUUUGCCUCUAUUUUUUAGCAUGACAGAUUGCCACUAGGCUGCCAUUUUUAGUAUGUAACACUUUCACUGUCAAAUGAUGCAAACAGAGUGCAUUUCUCUUUAAAUAUUUGUGUUAAUAUAAUAUUGGAUUGAACGAUGCUGGAAUUUCUUAAUGCUAAAACACACGCUCCCUUUAUAUAAAUAUCCUAGCUGUAAGAUUUUCUGAACAUUAACUAUUAGCAGAAUUGAAAAUUGCACCAGUUUAAAACCCAUUAUGAUUGAAAUGUUUUGGUUUUCAGCCCUUUAAAAUGACAAGGAAGGUUCUUAUUUCAGAAUGAGAAUUCUUCCUUCCAGUGUAAUUUUUAAUCUUGCCAUUAGAGGGCAGUGGCUGAAAGAGAAACAAUGUUGACUUACUGUUUCCAGACAUAUGUAAGUCUAAGGGGUCUAUUCACUUAUUAAGGUAACUGAAAACAGAAUUGCAAAAUUUGAGCCAUGAUUUGAGAAAAAUGCCCAAAGUCAAGUUUAGUCACUAUUUACUGCUUAGUUAAAUGGAUACAAUAGGACUUAUCCAUGUACCUUAAAGGAACAUUUUAGUGUUGGGAAUACAAAGAUGUAUUCCUAACACUAACGUGUUCCUCAGCCCCCAAGCCCCACCGUCGUAAAGGGUCAAAUUUCAUAAAACUCCUGGAAGUGCCUCUAGAGACAGUCUUAGUGCUGCAAUGUAAUUUUGGCAGUUUCUCUAAAACUGUAAUGUUUUACAUUGCAUUGCAGUGUUAAAAGUUGCACUAAAGACACUCAGACCACUUCAACUUGUUGAAGUCUGGGUGCAGUGCCCCUGUCCCCCUUAUUCCAACAAACAUUGCAGUUUCUCUAAAACUGCAAUGUUUUACAUUGCAUAAUUAGUCUGCUUCUAGUUGCUGUAUACCAGCCAUUACAGGUGUAUCCUGCAGUUUCAUGGAGUUUAACUUGAUCACAUGACAUUAGACUGUCUCACACUUUGCAUAAGGAUGUUCAGCGUCUUGAAGAACCUUAUUGAGUCAAUGCUUUCCUAAGGGGAAGGGUGCGUGGAGCUAUUGCUGCACACGCACAUUAGAUUCCCAAAUCGCCAUGAUGUCGAUUGAGAAGGAGUCCGACACAAUGCCGAGGGAUAUUAGUGUUGGAAUUUGGUAAGUGAAAAUGGGGUUAUUAACCCUUUAUUUGCCGGGGUAAGGACACUAAAAUAUUUGGUAUGCAGAUUUGUAUUCCCAACAUUAUAGUGUUCUUUAAAGGGACUCUCCAGCGGCAGAAAAACAUAUCCUUUUUCCUGGCACUGUAGGACCCUUCAGUGCCCCUCACCCUCCCACCCCCCAUCCCAUGUUGCUGAAGGGGUUAAAACCCCUUUAGUGACUUACCUUAAUCCAGCGUCAAUGUCCCUCAGUGCUGGGUCAGGCUCCGCCCACGCUCCUACCCCGCCGACGUCAGCCGGCGGGGGAGACCUAAUGUGCAUGCGCAUUAAACCUCCCCAUAGGAAAGCAUUAUUCAAUGCUUUUCUAUGGGGAUUCCGGCGACGCUGGAAUCCCCAUGCAUAACUUGAGGAAGUCCAUCGUCAUUUAAAACACUUUUAAUUUUCUAAGAACACGAAAGACCCUCUAGUGGCUGUCUGGUAGACAGCCACUAGAGGAGGACUUAACCUUUAUUUUUGUCUUUUAUUUUUGUCUGGGUGCCUGAAGUGUCCAUUUAAUAAACCCCAAACUGGCAUUAAAACUCAGUUUCCAUAACAAAUUGUGAAAAUGUAUUGUAGAUGUUAGUAACAUGACUGAUGUGCUCAGCCUCACUGCCAUCCAAAUAUGGCUGAUAUUGAUAUUGCCAAUAUGUAAGUGGCAAGUGCUUUUGGGACCAUGCAUUAUGGUCAAAUCAUUAGUAUGGACCCAGCACCCGCAAACCUGCAGGCAUCAUAACCACUGCAAUUUACUAGCCUGUGUCUUUAAAUAAAUGUUCACUUUCAUUGCAACUUAUGAAAAGUAAUUUUUAUUUUGUGGUCAUUCCUCAUAUAAGUAGAUUUGAAAUACAUGUGCAUCUCCAUUUUAUUUAUUUUUUGCUGGCUCUUGAGAGGUAAUUCAGCGACUCUACGGUCUACGAAAGCUUUGCUUUAUUGAGAUCCUGCUGAAUACUCCAUUCUGUGUAUAACAGUGGAGUGUUCGUGCCAGGAUUUUGCUUAGAGGAGGGUAGUGAGGCAUUUUGGCCUAUUUCCCACCUGAGAGACCAGCUCACAGUGGUGCCUUCUGCAUUAGGCUUGGUGUCCUCAUUGUCCCUGUGAAUCCUAGUGUUAAGAUCAAACCAUGUCUGUCGUAAUGGUGAGCCCUUAGCAUUGCCAACUUUUCAUGCAGCCUGGCUCUGAAGACAGUCACAGACUCAGAAGUGCAUCAGGCAGAACAAACAUAAGACGUCAAUGCCUGAAUACAAUUUAACAGUUUAUGCACCAUUGAAAAAAGUGAGCGUCUCAACUGUUUAGAUUCAUACAAGUUCCUUCACACUGCAAUAUGUAUCAAGCAAAAAAAAAAAUACUAUUCAUUUAGAAUAAAGCAUAGCCAGAAUAACCCUCUAUAUGUAGUAUUUAUUGUAUUUAGAAUUAAAACCGGUAUAAAAAUCAACCACCCUGAAAGGUGGGUACUCAUAAGCAAUGCACCCCUACACUGGCGCUAGUGAGAUAUCUCACAGUAUGCCAAAUCUAUGGUGUCUGGUAUGGAUCCCAAACAGUAGCAUGGUAAUCGUACUAUUCCGCAUUAUUUAUUUAGGAAUCACUGGAUGCUUUUUUUGAUUAUCAAUCACCAAAUUAGCUAUACAUAUAUCACUGUGGGUAAUUUGUGUAGCACGUGUAAUUUUGUUUGAGAGGUGAGAGUUUAUUUUCACAUGAAAGUUCACUUUAAUAAAUUUCAGUGUGUGGAAUUAACCCCUCUGCACCUGACACUCUCACUAGACUCCUAUAAGACUUUCUGUUUUCAUGCUGGCAAAUGGAUACUGCAGCCAAAAAAACUGUUUUCAUAAAAUCCUAUCUGAGAGAGUCCUCCUCCUCAAAAUAAACUUUAAAAAAAAAUGUGCUACAACAUUGUUGAGUCCAAGUUCUCAAUGUAGCCUGACCUUCCUUGCCUGACGUCCCUCUCCCUCGCCAGAAGGGAAGGGAGGGUAGGGAGGACAGACUGAGGGAAGAGUAGAGGGGGCACGCAUGCUGUGGGUGCUGGCGUCAGACACCAAGUUUGCACAGAAUUGACAGGCUGGGUAAUGAUGCUACUGGAAGUGUAGUUACACCUCUGGCAGCCAAGGUGUGAAACACUACACAUGCAGACUUCAGACACUAUGAUCACUUAAUUUCAAGCACCAUGACUACUUCAUUGAUUUAACACCUUAACUUUUUCAUGGGAGAAAAAAAUGAAUGAAAUGGAAUUUAAAAGCCAUGGUUUGUUCAUGCACAUUAUUCACUUUUAAGAUGCAAGUUUUAAACUUCUGUCAAGGAGAGAAAAAUAUUGACAGAUCUACUGAAUGCCUGCUGGACCCAUAUUUAUUUAUAUUUCUUUUAAAUAAGCUCAGAAUUCACCAAUGUGAAAGAUAACAAAGGGGGUUAUUUACUAAACCAGACAGCGUCUAACUCUAGUCUCACCUCUGUGGCUGAGGUCAUCAAUCAAUAAGGCUGCAGGGACAGGCUACAGACACCAGAACCACUACAUUAAGCUGUAGUGGUUCUGGAGACUAGAGUGUCCCUUUAAACAUAAAAACAUAUUUUCUGGAUGUCUUUUUUUUUUUUUUUUUAUACCACUGCAAUGCACUGUAUGAUGCUUGUCUGAUUUUCUGCCAUGUAAUUUUGUUUAUAUUGCUAAUACUCUGUACUGGAGCAAGUCAUAAAUAAAAAUUAAAAAUAAAUGUAGAACCAGUGAAAUCUUGAUAGAUCAAUAUAAUAUACUAAUAUGUUUAAUAUAUAUUAUUGGAUAACUUCCUUCUUUGCCAGUAUGCACCUGUAAAGGUGUAAGUUAGUAUAUAUUAAUUUCAGACUCUGUUAAUUAUGUUUAUUGGCUGGCUGGGCAUGAUGUGAAUUCUGUGGCAUAGCAUACUCAUUCACUAACACGGAUGAUGAUGUCUUAUUACGGAGCAUGUCUCCCUACCUUAUACCUUUUUAUUCUAGUUUUGGUUCCAACCUUCUCGUCACCUUAAGCCAUGUUAAUGUGUGUCCUACUAAGUCUCUCUUUAGCCCAUGUGAAAUUUGUGAAGUUUGUCUUUGUUCUACAGGUAAAGAGAUGCAAGGUUCAGAGCAGCUGGAAAGUGGUAUAUCCUGCUGGUGCCAGUAAAUUCUGUGUGUCUACACAUUAUCCCACAUGCAUAAACCAUGAUAUAUUAUCUGAUUUUCUAUUAUCUGCCAGCUGUUUUUUCCCUUUAUGUUACUCGAAGUAGAGACUCGCCCAGUUGUCACCAUGAAAUCCAGAUGCUGACAGUAGAUAAGGAUUGUUUGACUUCCAAAUCCUUCUGUCCUACUCACUCCUUGACCUCUGCCUGUACUGCAUGUACCCUGAUGUAUAACCUAAAUAAUUUUAUAUCGUACACUUAUAUACAAAGCGGGGUGGCCAAUUGAUUGCCAGCUUGGCAAAGUGUCUUACAAGAACAACCUACUACCUACUUAAUUGCCACUCCUUAGAUAUGGUUUAGCAAACAUAUAGAAUUUAAAAAAGAAGUCUGUGUAAUUUAGAGGUUUAUAAAUAUUACUUAAGAAAUAAAUCAAAGACUAUAUAUGUUUUGGUGACUACUAAAAACAUUUUCUGUAAGUCCUGGCAUCUUUGUCAAACUUGCUUUGCAACGUCUACAGGGAGAGUAUUCCAUGAUUGAUGAGUGCCAGAGAAUCGUGGCAAUCUCUUGGGUACAGUUCCUUACGUAACGCUUCCUUAUGGAUGUUGUGUUUUUAAAAACAUCAUUUUAUUAACUUGUGGUGAUGUUUCUUGGGAGUGUAACUCCUACUAAUCUCAGGCAGACCAGUUGGUGUACAUCUAAAUCUGCCCAAUAUUAUGGGCCAUGAAAUGUAUGGAGAUUGUCUGUGCCCUUUUGUUAAUUCAUAAUGGGGAAUAAUUGCAUGGAUUAUGUCACCAUGUGUGCAGUAUGGAGGAGAUAUGUGUAUGUAUUUAUGUCUGUGCCCCAAAUACAGGAGACUGUAUCACAUUCUGGGGUACUAAAGUUUUGGUAUAUUGCAAUUUCCAAGCACAAGUUAAUCUGUGCUCAAGCCUAGUAGUCUACAGGCAGCCAAAGAGGAUCAAAUAUACCAGUGCUUAGCUUGAAUUCCCUCCUUCAUCCUCUAAUAACUCAAAGAGCCUCUCUUCAUUAAGGGAUUUGGCUCUCUGCCGGCAAUUUCAUCUUUAGCCGCUGGCUGCUUAAUGAUGCAAAACAAUAUUCCCGUCUUUUGUCGUGCAAAUACCUCAUUGUACCUUUAAUCACAUAAUAAAGGGCAUAUUAAGGCACCUAGUCAUUAUAGAUUGCGGGUGCAUUUUCAUGUAGAGCCAAGUGGUGCCUUAUUUGAUGGAUGUUGCACAUUACCUGUAGGCACCCGCAGAAUAAAAUUCCUGGGUACUAAGUAAUCAAACUGUUCAGGGCCAGUGUAAGUGCAUGGGCUAGUUCAUUUAACUUUAUUUAAUAAUAAUAAUAAUAAAAAAAAUAAAAAAUGUUGUUCAUAUUUGCAACAAUAUGCAGCCAAACGUAUAAGGAUUCCUGCUCAUCUCCUUUAUGUGGAGUUAGCACUGUGUGUUAUGAGUGUCCACUAUUUUGGAAAGGUUUUUGUAUUGCAGGGUUAUCGCCAACAUGUGGAAGGAACACUUUGGUUUUUAGAAUACAAACCUAAUACCCCUGCCCUGGUUCAAAAGAUGUAUGCCACCCUCCUCCCUGUGUGCCAUAAAAAAAAUUAAUACAAUCAAAGUUUUAUUUAACUUUUUUUUUCACUGCUGAGGUUUGCACAGCGCUGUUAACCUCUCUGCCUCCCACAACGGCAUCGACAAAGCAUGGCCACCACUGCGAUGGUCCAGUCCAAUGCUCCUCAUAAAAAGCAUUGUAGACCUAAUGCACAAUGUACAGCGAGCGCUGAAUAAGCAUCCAAGCUUUCCUUUAGGAAAGCAUUAUACUCUGUUUUCCUAUUGGCCAUCUGCAUCAUGUGACUGAAGCGCCUCUAGUGGCUGUCCUGAAGAUAGCCACUAGAGAGGAAUUUAAACCUGCAAUGUAAGUAUUGCAGUUUUAUUUUUUUUUAUUUUUUUUGUAUGCAAUGUUUUACAUCAUUGCAGUGUUAAAAGGACCUGGACACUGCACCCAGACCACUUCAUUGAGAUCUUUGUCAGCUAUUUUUUUUUUUAACUUGAGCUAAAACUUUGAAAUUCACUUUAAAUCCCUGGCAAUUCAUACUUUAGUGUAUAACGCUGUAGAUAUAACAUAGCUGAAUGGUAUAUACUUUCCUUCAGUCAUAUGUUAAGAGCCACUGUCCUUGGAAAAAAAUGUAUCAUUCUCUUUGUGAAGAAGUUACUCAUUGUGUCCCAAGUCGACCUUUCUUCAGGUCCAGCUCAUCUCCUUAGGACAAUUAACAAUAGACUCAGGUCCUUGGAGGGUAUAUGGAGUCCAAGGGCACAGUGAUGUUUGACCACUUACAUUUGAGUGGUGGGUUGACAAAAGACAAAUUGUAAGCAAAAAGAACCUCUUGGUUAUGAACUUUAAAAAAAUAAUAAAUAAAAUUACGAAUAGCAAGUACUAAUGAGAAUUAUACAUUUUUAGACUGCGUUGAUCAUCUGUAUUGUGAAUAAACCCAUACAUUUUAUAUGUAAAGCCAGAGCAGUAGAGACACCUGACAAUUUUGCAAUCUCUUAUUCUAUUUCAGGCAACAUAUAUGAACCUAAAAUUGCUGAGACAUGUUUUUCUUUUUAUCUGUAUUUAAUGUUUUUUGUAUUCACAAUUUAUUGAUGCUGCUACACAGAGUAGUAUUUUUCUGCGUUUCUGUAGGUCUGAUUAAGGCGAUUUCUUUGUGUAUUCUAUAUCCAAAGCUUCACUGGUGCUACUGUGUAAAUGGCUGUCUUGAGUUUUCUGUUGCAGAACACAGAGAGAUUAAAUUACUCAUCGAUAUCAAGCAGUACAGCUCUUUGAUUUGAAAAAUAAGAAUUCUCUUGACAUGAUACAGUUUAGCAAACAACCAUGCCAGCCCUUUAAACAUGGCAUUUGCUGCUUCCCUACUGCACGUGUCACUGGUUCAAAAUGACUGAAAACGAAGUCUAAUAUAAUUUUAAAAUAAGAUGAAGCGUCACGAGGAAAAAAAGGCUAGCACAAGUUAUAGGUGAUAUUCAGUGUUUUGUUAAAUGAUUUAAUUUCCACAGAAAUUACAGUUCCCUUUUUAAAUAAUGUAUAUGAAUGUAACAUUAUGUAGGAGAGUCCUGAUUGCUGUAGUCUAAUAUAUUCUGUGUCUUUUGAACUAUAAGCCUAUACUGUAAAACCUUGCACCACAAUUUUUUAUUGCGUUCUCAGAUUAUUAUUAUUAUUAUUAUUUAUAUAGCGCCGACAAAUUCUGCAGCGCUUUACAGUGUGUGGACUAACAGACAUGUAGUUGUAGCCAGACAAGCUGGACACACAGGAACAGAGGGGUUGAGGGCCCUGCUCAAUGAGCUUACAUGCUAGAGGGAGUGGGAUAAAAUGACACAAAUAGGUAAGGAUAGUAUUAGACUAGUUACAGUUGCAGAAGAGGAAUCAGUCAGGAGCUAUUAACAGUUUAAUUGAUACACUUUUAUGAAAAAGUGGGUUUUCACAGUUGUUUUUGAAGGAGUGGAGACUGGGUGAGCAUCUUACGGAGGAGGGAAGGGAGUUCCACAGAUAGAUGUGAGUUGCUUAAAAUCCACAGCAGGGGUGCCCAAUUGGGUAUUUCCUUCUUGCAUCAAACUCCAAUUUCCAUUAUCCAAGAGAAUAGCUGAGAAUGAUGGGAUGAAAUCUAUGGGUGCUUUCUUUUAUAUUUUUUUAUUGGGGAUGUAAUCGUGCAAUUACGAAGCGCAUGAAUUUGCAAAUGGAAACUCACUCCAAUAACAUUAGCUUACUAAGUUAUGGUUCAUGAGUGUCCAGGUGCUUUCUUACCUUCACAUGUUACAUUGUUUUGACAACAGCUGAACCCUAAAGUUGUGGCUCUGGAACAUAUACAUAUUUAUUACAUCGGUACAUGACACUGCUGCCUUCUAGCUUAUUUUCCUCUCUACUGUAGUACUAGAAAUGAAUAGCCAGUGGUUGCUGAAAAGUUAAGAGCAUUAGCUGAUGCUCUCAGACUAAACAAUUCUUGUGUAAAUGUUGCCAAACCUGUUCCUUUGCCAUUUAAUCCUUUUUUGUUUGUCUGGUCCUGCAAGCAGUGGUCUCAUUACCUCUGCUCCUUUCUUUGCAGGUAAGUGCUGUGUGUUUUAUUUAUUUAGUCAUGCAUAUCUAGGCAGUUAGGGCCUACCGCAAUUGGAGUACUUUGGCGCAGUGGUUGGCUGCAUACAUCUUGACCAUUUACAGUAUGUAUGUCUAAAUCUACAAUGUUGUACAUGUAUAGUACUUAGUUAUGUCUCCUCUUGUUUUGCCUUGCAUCUCUUGUUUUAUUUUGUCUUCCCAGUUAAUGUACAGUCCUGUCCUGUCCUGUUCAUGUUUCCCUCAUGUCUUGUGCACAUGUUCUGCUUUCUGUCCUGCUCUGGUUCUGGGUUCUUAUAGUCUUGUCUUGUUUUCUUGUUGAGUGCCUGUUCUAGUCUUGCCUUGUUUCUGUAGAUGAUACAUAUCUGCUGCAGGGCCCCCCUAUCCAGUUCCUGGGAGGUCUGCAUAUCAUCAAGCUCCUAGCUCUUGAUCAGCAGAAUCUGCAUCAGCGACCUGGUAUGUGGCCGCACAAAUGCUGGUGCUCAACACCCGGGGGGCGUGUGGUUACCCUGCAACAGGCCCUGAUCGUUCUUUUCACGCUGAGACUCCCGUCAUCAUCAUCAAGCACUCAGGGGUCCCGGUCUCCGUACCGCCACCCGUGACAGCCAGUUGAUGGGCUAAAAGCGCCAGCUGACCCUCUGUUUAUUAAUGGCAACCCGACUCUCCCGACUGCACAGCAGAAAGGAGACAGGAGUGCCAUGCACUGGAGCCAUAACUUUGGAGUUCAACCAUUGCCAAUUCUUACCUUAAAGCAGAUGAUGGGCAACCUUCGGCACUCCAGAUGUUGUGGACUACUUCUCCCUUAAUGCUCUUACAGCCAUAAGACUGGCAAAGCAUUAUGGAGGAUGUAGUCCAAAACAUUUGGAGUGCUGAAGACUGCCUAUCCCUGCUCGAAAGGUAAGACUGUGUUUGGACACUCCUGCCUCCUAAGCGUAAGUUGUUAUGGGGGUGGGAGUGUUUAAUGCAUGUUCUCGGUCAUUUCACAUUAAGAAAAUCAACUAAAUCUAACGGUAGCCAGGGGGUAUUUUCCUUUAAAGCUGUUGCAGAAAGUCUGUAAGGUCUUUCAUAUCCAGGGUUUUAUCUUUUUGUUUUUGUAAAAGUCAAACCAUCUUAACCUUGUUAGGAAAGAUUUUUGUUAUAGACUUUGGAAAUAUUACAUAAUAAUUAGAUUUAUAGCUCCGAGGAGCAGAGAUGGCCAACUUCCCACUGCAGAUGUUCUAGAGAUGAAUGUCACUUUCCAUGAUGCCGAGCUGACUUUUAGAGUGGCGCAGAGCACCAUGGGAAUUUAAUUAACAAAUAUCGGUAUUGCCAAUGUUAGUCAUCAUUGGCUUAGAGAUACAUAGUAUGUAAAAUGGAUGACAGAUUCCUUUCCAUCCGGUAUAACAUAUAAAUAUAACAUGAAGCACAUUUGGCAAACCUAAAUGAGCAUGUUCUUUUGUAUUAAAAUGUUAGUAUUAAUAACAUAGUUACAUUUAUAGUUGAAGUGCCAGCGCAUUUUGCAAAGAAUCAUAAUGGCACUUGAUUAUUGAGGUAAAUUUGAGGUUUCAAUGAGGAAUCCGCUUAUUGGUCACCACUGAUAGACUGAGAUCAUAUGUACCUUCCUUGCCCAGUUUUGUGAAUAGAGAGCUAAUGAUAGACUAGAAGCAUCUGCCUCAGACAACCAAUAAAAUCAGGGGGUAGAAUUGAUGGGCACUGUCUUUAUAACUCUGGGGUUAAACCAUUCAUAAGCUGUUUAUCCCCUUAAGGUAAAAUGGUACCCAGGACCUCCAGGAACCAUGACAUAGUUGGGAUUAAAUUGUUAUGCUGUUCAGACCUCCUGUAAGACUGGUUUGAGAUCACUGAAUUACUAUAAAUGAAGAAUAAUAAUUUUGGUUGUAGUUAUUUCUUCAUAACCACUGCACAAAAAACUAAGAAACCUGUAGAAAUAUAGUGGAACCCUAUGCAAACCAAUAUUCAUUUCUAUGAGCUUUAAUGUUAGAAUUGUAUACUGAAAAAAACCCUAUGUGAUUAAUCACAGGAGCAUCCAUAGGUAUAAAAUAAUCUUCCCUUUUUAAAGAUGCUCACCUAAUAUAUUCCUGAAACAGGUUGCCAAAAGAACAGCCUGCUUAUUCCUUGUAGCAUCCAUGCAGUAGUCGAACAAUCUAGCAACGGUCGACUUUACAAAGAUGUUGGGUUGGAGGCUUAUUCACAAAUCGUUUUUAGAUCCCUGCGUCUUCAAGAGUAGGAACUAUGCCAUCAGGGAUCCAGGCCUCCUGCUAGAUGUUCUAAAAAAUGAGUUGUGCAAAGCACUGUUCAAUAUUUUCUAAUAUUCAUCAUGGAUCCCUAACUGUAACCACAUUACUUUAUUUUAGAGCAUGAUUCCCCUUCUGCUUGAGUUCUUCGGUUAAUCUCUAAAAAUAUGACUCACUCCUCAUUUGCUAUUAAACAUAACUGUCUUUUCUGUGUUACCCCCAAAUGCUCUAGCCUCAAUCUAAUUUUCUCCCUUGCCCUUUUUUUCUAACACCCCUUCCCCUUGAUUUCUUUCAUCUUGCAUAGCACUUGGUACACGUAUGGAACAAAUAUGGUCUCAGCUUCUGGCACCACAGAUGUUGAUGGCCUACAAUUCCCAGAAUUCUUUGAAUGGAAUAGAUUGGCAUCUAAUCAUGGGAGUUGUAGUUCAGUAAUAUUUGGGGGAGAUAUAGUUUGAGAUCCCCUAGAUAUAUUAUAGGCGUAUACACAGUCAAUUUAUACCAAUAUGUCCACUUACACACCAUACACUCAGAAAACCAUUACCCAUAAAAUAAUUGCUAAACGUUAAGUGCUCUAGAUAAGACUGCGGCAUAAUAUAUGUUAAAUAGAUAGAUAAAUCCUUGUGGUUUUUUUUUGUUUUUUUUUUAUCCUUCUAAUCCAGUCCAAGCCUUUUAAUUUAAGUACGGCCGUUAAAGACCUGUAAUUCUUAGAGAAGGAGCAUUGCUUACAAAAUAUCAACUUGUACUUAAACAAUUAUGGGAUCUUAUCUCACUAUCAUGAAAGACAGUGUAUGUUUGCUUAAACAAAACUUUUUAACUUCAGGUAUUUCCAUCACAAAGUGUUUCAGUGAUGGGGGGGAAAAAAGCUAGCAAAAUCCCCGGCUUCACAAACGAGAGGAUACAUAAUCUUUAAAAAUAAACAAAAAAAUGUGGAUCUCUAAUGAUUGCACUGUAUCUCUGUUGCUCAGUAUCUCCACAUCACUAAUUAGACAUUCAUCAGAAGUUAGCAAUUGAAAUUUUCCUCUUGACUUGCGGAUAAAUAAUGCAGCGGCUCUGUAUGAAUCCCCUCUUGGAAAAGUAUUUUAUUACACAUAAAUCCGUGUGAAUAAAGGAAUACGCAGUUACGAGCCUGCGAACAAUUAAACAGUCAGCUUGAAACAAAGUGUUGAGGGCUCCUGAGACAAAUCCAUUCUUAUAGAAAACAUACUCAACAUAUUUUAAGCUACUUAGAAUAUCACUUGUACUUGUUUGAUUUCAGAGAAUAUGAGAGCUGUUAAUUAUUUUUUUUAUUGUUAUGGUUUAAGGUUUUGUGCAUUUUUAGAAUGAAGCAGAUAGCUCCAAAGAAGAAGAAAGUGGCUUGGUUGUGGUAGAAUUGGAGUAUGUUAAUUGAAUUAACCUUUCUUUAUUAAUAAGUGCAGAGAGUUAUUGUAUUUGAACCAUGUUGGAUUCAUUUUUUAAUGUUACCAUUGUGAAUUUGAUGGAAAUAGCUUAUCUUUGGUCCACCAGCUUCCGUGGACCAUACCAAGAUGCAAGUAGGAAUAAUUUAUGCAGUUGUGUGUAGACGGCAUAACCCAUAUGGGAGCAACAUUCAAUUACUUGUUCUAGAUGCAUUUUGAAUUAGAAGUUUUUAAACAAAAAGCUAUUUUUCAAUGUGCAACAUACUUACACUUCCAACCAGAACAUGGACAAGUAGUAGAUACUGAUAGGAGUACUGGCCAAGAUAUUGUACCUUUUCCAAGCUGCAAUCAUGGGUUAAGCUGGCAAAUUUAAGUAAUUUAUCCAAAAUUUAGGUGGGGGUAUAAGGCAAAUUACAGGUAGCAAUGUUGGACAAGAUACAAUUCCUUGAGCAGUAUGUUAUGUGGGACAUACAUUUUUGGAAGUUAAAUCGAAUACAGACCGAACCCCAGUAGCUAUGGUCCAUCAUGGGAAGGGAACAUUGGAGGGGUAGGUUCUGGCGACCCAGUAAGAUGACCCUCCCACUGGGAUUUGUAUCUUGCAGGGUCCCUUAAUGCUCAAUUUUCCUUCCCAAACUCACUUUUUUUUCCUCUUCUUCGUUUUCCUUUCAAAACCUUUCAGUAGAAACAGCAAAUGGCUUGAGUCACAUGUGGCUUUUAUGGGCAUGCCACACUGCUGCAUUCAUGUGUAUAAACAAUCAAGUUUCUCUCCAAUUCUGCAUUAUUAAGGUAUAGUGCAUUCUUUCCUCUGUCACAAAGCAUUCUUACAUCUUCAUACAUUUUCUACACAAUUUUUGAAUACAUAUAAGAUCUGCUCACAUUGCUGCUAAUAACUGCUAAUAACUGCCACAGGCCACAGGCAUAUUGUUUUCCUGACCCUAUAGUGUUAACUCCACCAUCUAGCCCCCCUUUCUUCCCCUAAAUAGAUCAAAAGCUUACGUUUACUCCAGUCUGCUGCUGCUGGCUCUGCCUCUGAUCUGCCUGCUUGGCUGACCUCAUCAGAAGUGGUGCUGUGAGCCAAUAACAAUGCUUCCACAUAUGCCUGAGACUGUCAAGGAUACAGAGCCAGCACAAGCCAAACACAGCCCUGGCCAAUCAGCAUCUCCUUAUAGAGAUGUAUUGAAUCAAUACAUCUCUAUGUGGAAUGUUCAGUGUUUGUGUGCAGAGUGUGGAGACACUGAAUGUCAGUACUGCACAGUGUGUAGCACUGCCCCAGGAAACAUCUCUAGCAAACAUCUGAGUGGCGGCCAGUGGAGGUAUCCCUAGGCUGUAAUGUAAACACUGCAAUUUCUCUGAAAAGUCAGGGUUUACUGCAAAAGGGGAAUGAUUCUACUCACCAGAACAGAUUCAAUAAGCUGUAGUUCUGGUGAUUAUAGUGUCCCUUUAACAAAACUGCAUAGCGUGCAAGGCCUGAAAAAACAAAACACUGCUUUAAACUAGUAAGGAGUGAGAGCACUGUCAGUAUUUGCAGUGCAACCAUCCCCUGUUCCUUGUUAAAUAAGUAGGUGUAGCGAUCACAAAACCACAUGUGGCUUAUUCAGUAGACAGUCAGUUGUGGUGAGUUGAGAAUUGCUUUGCAAAAUGUAGACCUGCAUAGCCAAGUUUAAAAAAAUCCUUAUUAUUCUCAUGUAGCCAAAAGAGAGCUAAUUUACUUAACAGACCCUCCAUGUCCAGUCUGUAUAACUGGGUCUCCCUUUCCUCUGCUCUGUAUCAUUCUUGACAAGUGCUCAGGAGAGCCCUGCCAAGUACUAUGCUGAUGUAAUGUCACAUCUCUCUUAUAAGCCCAUUGCUCAACUUCAGCCUUCUCAUCCCCCACCCGCUUAUACAUCUGCUUACUUCUGUUUAGCAGGUGGCAGGGAGGGGCACGUCUCAUUGCUUGUCACAUAGGACGGCAAAAUGAAACAUAUGGAACAGUAAAAUUGUGCAAAACACAUAAACGACUUGCCCAUAUUAAUUAAUUAUUACGGAGAAGUUCACAUUUUAUUCUUGUUGCCGGCAAGGUAGUGUGCAUAAUGCAUACAGAAAAAGGAACAUUCAUAAUGUAUCCGUCAGGGUACUUUAAUUAUAUCAUGAAAUGUAUGUGAGGUUAUUCUGUGUCACAGCAGAAUCUGUUUAUACUGUUCUGGAGAUCAGAUUAAUGAUAUGUCGAAUAUAUUCUAGGCGGAAGUGGUUUUUGGCUAUUGAAGUAUAGAAAUACAUUUCUAUACAUCUUUACAACAGGCACUUCUGCAAUGCUUAUAGUUUGGAUUUUAUUAUACAAACAAAUAUUUUCCCACCCCAAUUUGUUGAAAUUUAAAAUAUAAAGCAUAUAACAUGGACACCCCAAUAUUUUUAUGAUGUCCAACACCUAUCAUGUACGUUAUAAGAAAAGAGGCAUUUUAUUUGGUCUAAGUAUUUUGAAAAUAAAGGGUUUGCUAUAGACCGUGUACCCCUGAACACAUGCUAAUUCACCCGAGAAUAGACCUCUUUCUGACAAUCUGUCCUUCCUCGAUUCCUUUCGGUUCAUUUUGAGACUCUGCCCUAUUUCCAUGGGAAUCUGUCAAUUCAUGCAGAGUCUGUAACUAAACCAUGGAAAUAUGUCCACUCAUUCAGACACCACAACUUCCAUGCCCUUGAGAAUAUGACCAGUCAAUCUGAAAAUCUAUUGAUUACCCUUAGAAUCUGCUAUUGAUUCUGACACACUUCAUAUUUACCCUAACAACCCCAACAUCUCCUUAUUUCCCUUAUGUAUUGUCAGUUUGUCUCUUCACCCUGUGCUGGUUAGAAUCUCGCCUUUCACUGAAUCAGCGUUGUAUCAUUUGGGGGAAAACCCUGGAGUCAAAUAGACUUUCUUAUAAGAAAAUGUAUCAAUACAAAUACAUGCAUACAAUACACUUUGAGAAAAUUCUGAUUUAAAAAAUAAAUCCGUAUAAAUAUAUAUAUAUAUAUAUAUAUAUAUAUAUAUAUAUAUAUAUAUAUAUAUACAAAACCACAAGAUUGUGUGUGUUUUGGGGAGGGGGGUGGAGUGUAAAUAAAGAAAGGAAAAACAAAAAUAAAAUCAGAGUUUGUAAAACUCUUAGGCCAACUUAAAAUAUACCUAAAGCUACACUCAGCCAGAAGCUUUGGAACAGAUCUUUUUCAAUCUGUGGAAAAGGAAAGAAUCCAUGCAAUUUAUCUUGAACACAAAGGUUGAUCGUGAGCCAUUUACCACCUCAGAGCUAACAGUCUAUUAUUACACAACACGAUUCAGUUUGCUAAACAGAAUGACUGUCUGUCUAACUAAAAGAAAAGACGGAUUAAGCAGAUACGCAAGCAGAGUUAACCAGUGCCUCAAAUCUACUUUUCUGGAAUCCAUGAGUGAAAGGACAUAGGCGAAAAUAGAGAUUUUGUUUUCUUUUUCUUCUUCUUAGAAUUCCGCUUCUUACAAACUAACUAAAGAUGUUUAUUAGAGCAGAAAAGGGGGUUUGGACAGAAAACAAGUGUCUACACUGGACUGUGAACCUUGCUUUAGAGUACACCGUUUCCCAAGGAUUUACCCAAUUUUAGAGAAUGUUUACUCAUUACGUAAAAUAAAAACGUUUCCUCGCCGACAUAUAGAAAUAAGACAGCCUUCAAACCGUCAAAUGCAUACAAAUGUUUGCUGUUCAUGCUUGUAAAUGGGGGGUGGGGGGGGUGAGGAGGGAGGAAAUAGGACAGCUUCAAAAAAACACAAAAGAGAUUUGUAGUCAGGAAAAAAAGUGUGUGUGUUGAGUGUGUCCCCAUGUUUUUUAUUUUUUUUUAAAAGGUGCAUAUUUCAAUUAAAAUGACCCUUUUAGGAAUUAACCUGGUUACACCCCCUGGUUAUCAAGCAGACCAGUUCUGUUGCUUCCUGGUUUCAUUAGCUCAGUGGAGCUAAACUCAAGAGGCAGCAACUUGAGCUGCAUUGGCAUGUCUGUGAUUGGACAACUACAGAAAGUCUGGGCCGAGUAGAAGAGGAGGGAUUGCAAAUGCAGCAGACAAGAGAUCUGCAGCUUUUGCAAGCAGUAUUUAGAUAAAACGCCAAUGAAAAAAAUGCAUUAUUAAUUGCAUAGUGAUUUUUAUUUUGUAUUUGAGCAGUGGAGUGUUCCUUUAAAAGUGGCUUUCAAAAUCAAAUUCCAUUUGUAUCUGCAAGGAGAUUUUGAAAAGCAACAUACAAUUGUUAAAGCAGAACGGUCACUGUGCUGGGACCGAUGGCCAGGGGGUGGGAAAAUCUUAGUUCAACUUACCUGAACCUGUCCCUAGUGGGCAUCGGCAUCUUCUUCUGCUCGCCAGGACCCAACAUCAUUGCUGUACUCUGACACAUGCGUGAGAGUACAGCAUUGACGUUUAUGGAGGGUUCCGCAAGACUCUUCAUAAAUAUAUCCAAUUCGCUGCAGCCAUCACUGGUGAUGACUGGGAGAUUGACACUUCUGGACAGUGGUAGUUCAGCCCAGUGUCUAGAAGUGUCAGGCGUAGGAAAAAAUACUGAAGUAAAUAAGUCUCUUGACUGGGUUGGAAUUUCAGUGAAAUACUAAUUUUGCAGAAGGGGGUGACAAGCAUUUAGUCAGAUACUUGACAAUCAGACCAAAGGUGAGUAGAGCUAGCUGUCAGAAAUGAGAGUGGGAAAGGUAGACAAAUAUUUUUUUCAAAAACUUUGAUAUAAAUUAAUUAAAAUAAAUGCGAUCGUAUAUUAUUACAUAACAUUUUUGCUGACACUUCCUUUAAUCUUUAAUACCUUACAAAGGGGAACAGUGUAGAGAAGAAUAAAAUAGCAACAUGACAAACAAUAGGAUUGUGGAAGGUAUAGAUAAAGGCACAGGCUGCUGGAUGGAAAAAAACAUUAUUUUAACACUCUAAACCAUGGGUAGUCAACCUGGUCCCUACCGCCCACUAGUGGGCGGUUUGGGAUUUCAGGUGAGCGGUGGUGGGUUCUGCAGAAAACGCCCAGUGGGCCUCGAUGGCCCUGGACCAAGGCCGUCAGGGGAGAUCCCUUAAUCUCCCCUGCCGGUCCCUGCAGUCAGCCUUGCUGUAAGCCCUCUCGCUGGUGCGGAGAUCAAAGCACUUAGUUCCAGCAGAGGGAGGGAAGGGCCUGGGGGGCUCUGUGUUCCUCCCGCGAGCAGGCUGGUCAGAGCAUUGCCGUGUGCUGCACUCGUAGGAGGACAGGAGUGUCAGCCUGAGCCAGAGGAGCUGCAGGCUAAAGUGAACAUGCCACCACGGGACCACCAGGGCUUGCGGUAUUAUGUCCCCCCCGCCCUGGUAAAAGGUAAGAAGAAAGGAGGGGGAGACAUUAACAUAGACUUUUACAUCUCACCCACCCACACAAAGCAUAGACCUUAUGGAUCCUUCACACACAAACACACACUACACCCCUUACACACACUGCCCCCAUCUCACACACACACACACACACUGCCCCCUCACGCACACACACGCACUGCCCCCUUCACACAUGUACUGCCCCUUUCACAAACGCACAGCGCCUCACACACACUGCACCCUUCACCCACAUACAGCCCUCCACACCCACCACUCACACAGCACCAUUCACACAAUCAGCACCUCACAGACACACAUAUAAAAAAGGAGAAUAGAAAAAAAUAGAUAAAUGUAAGUACAUUUAAAAAAAAGAAAAAAAUCCUCAUUUCUAAAAAAAAAAAAAAAAAUGUUAAAUUGCACCUGCGCUAUAAAAUUAUUCACUGCGUCCCUGGUGGACAGUAAGGACAUUUUACCAUCAACAAACAUACAAAAGUGGGCGGUAGGUAUUAAAAGGUUGACUACCCCUGCUCUAAACUGUCUGGAAUUAGAUCAUAAAGUGUCAGUCUGGUGCUACUUUGUCCAUUUAAAAUCCAUUUGUCCAUUUAAAAUGUUCGGAGGUAGAGCAAAGAGGAACACUUUGAAUGGAUCCUAUAGUGCCAGGAAAACAAACCCGUUUUCCUGGCACUAUAGGGUUAAUAGGUCCCCCCCGCCCCCGGCCCGUUCAAACCUCUUCAGCCACUUACCUGAAUCCAGCGCUGGUGUCCCUUGGUGCUGGGUCAGGCUCUGCCCACGCUCCUCGCGCCAAUGGCUUCGCAGGCAAUAGAUCUCCCCAUAGGAAAGCAUUAUUCAAUCUUAGACAGCCACAGAGGGCAGACUUAGAGCUGCAAUGUAAACAUUAGACUAGUUUCUCUGCAGCAUUGCAGCACUAAGUGCAAAAGGGACACAAUAAGUUGAAGUGGUCUGGGUGCCUACAGUGUCCCUUUAAUUUUAGGGGUCGGGCCAGGGGUGGAGCUGUUUUAAGAAGAUUUAGGGGACUUACUUGUAACAUUUUAUGCAACUAAAAUGUAAUUUAUAGCAAGAACAAUAUAUCAUAUUUACACAUUCAUUUCUAGACACAUUUAUUGUAGUUCUAAACACAUAUUACAUAUUUUUAUGUUGCACACUCAUUCACACCAACAAUAUGGAGCUCAAAGAAUAGAGGAGCAAAUGGAUUUGUGCCCCCAAAAUGGACGGUCUCUUCUAGAUCGGGACACUUGGGUGUUAUGCAUAGCUCCCAUUGAAAACAAGUGAGGACCAUGAUCAUCAGAGUGAUCUCACUCGCUUCUUGAUACCUGCUAACAAAACGGCAGGAGGAGCAGAUUGUGAAUGUUUACUUCUAAAAGAGAAACAUUUCAGUGGUAUUUAAAAUCAGUCACUAGCGAGUGUUGAUCAAAGGGACAUCUGAGAAUGUAUCGGUUUAUGGCAUAAGCAAAGAAUUCUAUUAGGGCAUAGGUCUAGAAAAGCAUUAUGGCAGUUAUAGAUUAACUAAUUAUUAAAGGAACACUAUAGGGUAAGGAACACAAACAUGUAUUCCUGACCUUAAAGUGUUAAAACCACCAUAUAGCCCCUUCUGCCCCCAUAACUAUAGUCAAAUCUUACUUGUAUUCAGGUCUGCAGCUGCCGUCUCUGCUCCGGAUGUGCCUGCUUAGCUAAAAUAAACAGAAGUGAUUCUCUGAGCCAAUCACAAUGCUUUACUAUAGGAUUGGCUGAGACUGUCAAUGAGACAGAUCAGGGUCAGAGCCAGAACAAGCCAAACACAAUCCUGGCCAAUCAUCAUCUCCUUAUAGAGAUGUAUUAAAUCAAUGCAUCUCUAUGAGGAAAGUUCAGUGUCUGCAUGCUGAGGGUGGAAACACUGAAUGGCAGUACUGCACACUGUACAACAAUGCCCCAGAAAGCACCUCUAGUAGCGAUCUGAUCUGAGGAGUGACCAGUGGAGUUAUCCCUAGGCUGUAAUGUUAACACUGCAAUUUCUCUGAAAAGACCAUGUUUACUGCAAAAAGGGAAUGAUUCUACUCCCCAGAACAAGUACAAUAAGCUGUAGUUGUUUAGGUGACUAUAGUGCCCACUUAAGGGUAUAUUUUUUGUCAACUCAUUAAAGUCACUGCCUACCUGUGAUAUUUCUUGCAAUACCCAGAAUGUGAGUCUUUAUUUGCAGCUGUACACAGACCCAGGCUGGAGGAGCUAUACAUCAAUCUAGGAUAUCGGUAAACAGCCAAGGGAUAUUGGUUCAAAUACAUCUUCAAAAUUGCUUAUGUUCAGUUGUCAUUAGCUUUGCAAUGAAUCUUAAAAAUUAAAGAGCAGCAUCUGCUCCCAGCAGGAAGAUGGAAGCCCUCAUGAUGGGGUGUCAGAUGUGGGAGCAAAGAACGGCAACACCUUUAAUGCAAACUGCAAUUCUAUGGAAAAGCUGAUGUUCAUAUUUAUAAGUAAAGGUUAUGCGUUUAUUUAUUCAGCCUUUUGUGGUUCUAAGAGUCAAUGCAUGUUACAAACUGAAAUCAAUGUGGGAAACAGAGAAAAAUAAGAAGCUUCAUUGAUUUGAAAUCUUAUGUUCAUAAUAUCUAUGUUCUUUGUGUUUUCAACCAUUCAAAAUUAUAUUUAUCUAAUACUAGCUGUAGUUUGAGUUCAAUUAAAGGAACACUGUAGAGUGAGGAAUACAAACACUAUAGUGCCCCUGUCCCUAGUUAGAUUUAGUUUCCUUAGUGUUUUUUUUUACUGUUUUUUUAAAGCUUUUUACUCCCUUUUUUCCGGUGCUGCUGACCUCUCUGCUUCCAGCGACGUCAUGGAGGAGGCAUGGCUUCCUCGUUGCUGAUCCAAUUCAAUGCUUCUCAUAGGGAAGAUUUGGGGACAUGAUGUGCUGAGUUUACAGACAAUGGUUUUUAUUCAAUACUCUCAUAUGCGCUUCCACAUCACACGAUCCAUUCAAAGUGUUCCUCUUUGCUCUACCUCCGAACAUUUUAAAUGGACAAAGUAGCACCAGACUGACACUUUAUGAUCUAAUUCCAGACUGAAAAACUAAGUAUGACAUGUCUGUUAUGUAAAAAAAAAAAAAAUGGGGGGGUGGGGGGGAGGGGGGUUUAUAUAAUCAAAAUUGACCAAAUAUGGGAUAAAAUAAGUGAUCUAAAAAAGAUUCUCUAAUUGUGUUAUAGUCCCAAUUUGGCUAACGUGGCUUAAAUUCUCAAAAUGUUGUGUUGAAAUAAUGGUUUUGUCUCCUGUAACGGUUUUCUAACUCUUUAACUCAAUUUUUUCCCCAUUACACGUGCACAUUCAAGGUUCCCCAUAGGAAAGCAUUGUAUUCAAUUUUUUCCUACGGCCUUCCCUGUUACGUGACAGAGUUUUCCUCUGUUCUGUAGGAGGAAGCUCCUCUAGUGACUGUCACUGGACUUUGGAAAGAUUGCAGUUUGAAAAAUAAUAAUGCAAUGUUUUACAUUGUAGAGUUAAAAUGUACAGUUCUCUGUCUGUAUCAUUUCUACAUAUAGGUGAAUUUUUGUGUGUUUUUAUUUCUUUGCCAUUUACAUUUUUUCAUGAAAUACUGUAGACGGCUAAUAGCUUUCUGCUAGUGUUACAAACACCGAUGGCCGUCCGCACAGGCUUUAGAGCAUUGCACGUUUGGAAAAGUUCCCUCCUAACUCUGUAACCCAUAGAUAUUGCACUGGCAGUGAUGUAUAGAGGAGGAUAUAUAAUGACAUAAUUCUGAUGUGCGGUGAGAUAUAGAGGCUUGUAAUAUUAGUUUAUGAUUAGUUUAUAUUUAGAUACUACACAAUUCCUGGUGUAAUGGGUAAGAUUGUAAGACCAUUCUUCACAUAUAAUUAAGGGGGUAUAUGGAGAAGGAGAUCACAUUUGUUGUAGAUAAUUGGGAAAUUUUAAUUAAAACAAAAAGCCGGUCUUUUAGACCCCGUAAGGUGCGUAUUAGCACACCUAAUGUUAUCCUGCACUGAUUGAGCAUUGAAAGUGUGGCAUGCAGGAAAACAGUCCUUUAACCCCUUAAGGACCAAACUUCUGGAAUAAAAGGGAAUCAUGACAUGCCCUUAAGGGGUUAUACAGCUGCAAUGAGCCUUUUAACUAGCCUAGAUAUAUUGAUUGUGCCUUACAGGUAACUCCACUUCGAUAAGAGUUGUUUAUUACCUCCCGCCGGAGGCAAUCAGUUCAUUGCUUUGUAGUCUGGUAUAGCACAGAUAACGGCGGAACAUGGAUCAGAUAGAAGAAUUGGAUACGGAAUGUAAUUAGUCUAUUAGACAAACCCCUGGAGUCAGCGACGCUAGGCUCACCGCUCAACAUCAGGGGGAGAUCAACUCUGAGAGCUGCAACUGUUCUUUGUCAAUCUAAGGUUCAAUCUGAGGAAGAAUGAUUGACAUAAGUGAUUAAAUAGCAGGAUUUAGAAGCGCUUAUCGCCUUUAUUGAAUAGAUAGAUGUGUCUAGCCCUACAUCAGCAGUUUAUUCCAACUCCCAGUAUGCUCAAUCUGUCAGUAUAUUUGUAAUCUUCAACAUAUUUCGCUUUGUUUUACAAUGAGGAAAGUCACUACAAGUAAAGCAUACCUACCAAGUGUCCUGAACUACCUUCAAAUAGUCCUAAACUGGAACUCUUGUACAACUGUAAGUUUGGGAAAUUUCAAAUAGAAAGAGGCUGGAAAACCAGUUUUGUGCAUGGAUAGCGGACACUGCCCUGCUGUAGGCUUUUGACUCCCAGCAUCCUUCGCCAUUAAUCCUACAUCUUGGGGCACAUCUUCAAAAGCCUACAAACCGUAUGCUAUAGGAACAAAGACUUUUUCUGCGGGGUCUUAGAGACAAUUCAAGAAAUAAAAUAUAUGUAGCUGAAAUGUGUACUCUUCAACAUUGCUUGUUCCUCUGAACUAGAGGUGGUCAGUUUUUGUUCUAUGGUGGUGUAGGUUCAAAUUGUGCUUAGAUAAUGUGUGUAAAUCAAAUUGUCUUUCUGGCUACAAUUUAAUGUGAACUGUGCGUUAUUUAAAAAUGUUGCUCCAUUUAAGCUGAAAUAGUCUAUUUGGGAAUGGGGAUGAUUUGAAAAAGCUGCUGAGUUCUGGCAGUGGCUUAGCAUAUCGCUCACAGCUCAAAAGUGACCAGGUUUACUAUAAUGUCUGCAAUAUCUAGACUAGACAGCAGGUUAGGGUAGUGGCUUUGGAUCUGAGAUAAAAUUAUUUUUUUUUUUAACUUUUUUUUUUUUUGCAUUGCUGGAGAUGAGUACAAACAGGCGUGAGGUACCCCAACGGCAUUCCUCAGGCUUCGUGUUGCAUAGAACAUUGGAGUAAUAGCAAUAACAAGCACAAUUUAGGAAUAUUCUAAACAGGCUAGGUGUGACUAUCUAAACUUGGCGUUGAGCGUGGGUUUGCAAAAAGUGAACAGGCUAGACAAAACGGUGAACACUGUAACUUGGAAAUGAGAAUAUGUCAGUGUUAUGCAAGGUUAUCCUCUCUUGGUAAUGCAGUGCGUCCUAUAUGUGGUGCAUCCUGUGCGUGGCCGUACAGGACAAAGUGAGCGAGUGCAGGGUAACAGGCUUUUGUCUGGCUAAGUAAAAUGUUAUACAUAUCAUGGUUAGUUCACUAGACAGGAUGCCGAGAUAUGCCGACCAAUCUUGUGCUGCCUGCAAUAUAGUUUGGACCAAAGUCCCGUAAGGUAAAGGUGGUCGUGGGAUGCGGGAGACCAAGCUAGCCCCUCUGGCCUCCGCUUCGAUCAGUCAUCCGAUGCCACCACGGUGGUCACUUCUUGAUUAUAGACUGUCUAUUUUGGGGAGUGAUGCGGCACUGCGGUGAAGGGGUAUUCCUCCAGCCCUGGGGUUGUGGGAGAGCCGGUACACUUUGGCCACGAACCUGGGGGGUUAGGAGAGUCUCACUCAGCUCUGUUUCAAGAUCGGAGAUAAGCUGCCAUCUUUCUCCCACGCUAUCACUGGUAGGCCGCACCUUGCUGUGACGGUUCCUGGGCAUUCAGAACGUCGGCUCCGGUGGCAAAAGUUUUGGGUGAGGUACCUCUGCUUGCAGGGCUCUGUUUGCAGGGCUCUGUUUGCCUUGUUUUCUGGUACCUCGGCCCGAGAAAUCAAAGUUUUCCGCUGUGCAGCAGGAGCUCAUGCGAAACACGUCUAGCUAGCUCGCUAUUCUGGCUCCGCCCCCAAAAUUCUUAAAAGUUUGAAGAAAAAAAGAACAGUUUCCAAUAAUACCAUGCAAUAAACUGUAGUAGUGUGCCUGUAUAAUCUCUAAAUGAUAAGUCAUUUCUUGUUUAGCAAUAAACUUGCCACCUUCAUUCUAAGUAUACAUUUAUUACAUUAUUUAUGUAUUUAUUUGACACAUUUCAUGGUGAAGUUUCAGGAAGUUCUUUAUACUGAUGGCUGGAGGCGAUAUGAGGGAUGAUUGAUUUAAGAAUUUGCCAUUAUUCGUUUCUGCUGCAGAAUUGUAGAUUAUGCUAGCGUAGUGUACAGAUAAUCUUAAUUUUAAUAAUGACAGGAGGCGAGUAUUUUGCAUAAACUUUCUUUACUUUAUGCCUCCAGCAGCACAAGUCAAUCAAUCAGAAAAGAAAAGUGUUUAACCAAUCAGAGUCCAGCACCUCUUGUAUAUAAGUCCCUGACAGGCUUCCCAUUUCCUCUUUCUUUGUUGUGAUCAUGCCGGAAGGCGACAAACUCUUUCGUAGAUGAAGAAAAACUUGAACGGAAUAACUUGCCAACUUGUGGAAACGCAGAGGAUAUCUAAGAUCCGACUUCUGUCUCAUGAAGUGAUGUUAAGCUGAAAGAAAUAGAAAGAACUGAAAGGCGUGGGAAAACAACUGUUGUCCGCAUAUCAACCUUUAAUCCUAGUCUUAAAGCUAGCAAAACUAAUGUUAGUAUCUAAAAUCUAAACUAACAAAUCAACGUUAAUACUCUAACAGACAUAUAAUCCUGUAAACAUAGAGUGGUUCAAUUCUGAUCUAAAAACUGUGCUAACUAGUAAACGACAUCUGGUCUAAGCGUCCCUUGUCUCAGUUUUUUACCCAUAGCUAGAUGAAUAGUAUGUGAAUCCUCAGAGUAGAGGGAGGGAACAAAAAGUAAGGGGGGGAAAAUACUCGCCUCCUGUCAUUAUUAAAAUUAAGAUUAUCUGUACACUACGCUAGCAUAAUCUACAAUUUUAUUACAUGACAGGAGGCUUCCUAUUUUGCAUUUUUAACGCUGGGGUAAAAACGCUAAGGACGCGUGUGAUGAUUGGCGAAAGUAAAACACCCUGAAGGUAUUUUUUCUGGUCCAAUCCGCCGUACGUAGAAUGUCCGUCAGGGAGGCACCCGCCGAGAAGGCCCUAGAUGCCGCCGCCCCUCGAACCGAAUGGGCCCCGAAACUAGCAUCUAUCCGGGCUAGUGACAGUAACCACCGUAUCCAUCUAGCUAACGUAGUAGUGGUCACUGGAUUGUAUGGUCUGGUAUAAGAGAUUAACAGUUGUCCCGUUCCGUUAGCCCGAAGAGGCGCCGUAACCUCCACAUAACGGAGUAAGGUGGAGACGACACAAAGACGAGGAACCGCCGGAAAAAAUGGGUAGGACACGGAUUUGGAGUCCGUCUUAGUCCUUCGGGAUAUCAAAAACGUAACACCGACGGGCAUUAUAGUAAAGCCGUCCACGUCGAAAGCCCGAACAUCCGAUACCCGACGGAAAGAGACUAAGCAUAAUAACAAAGUAAGUUUGGCUGCUAAUUGUCUGAGUGAUAGAGCAGAGUUAUCCGGCCAGUUCUGAAUGAAUCGAAUGACCACAUCCACAUCCCAUAACUGGCGAUACUUCGGAGUCGGUGGUCUAGCCAAUUUGAUGCCUCGUAAUAGUCGACAUAUUAAGGCUUCCUGACCCACUGGGGUACCAUUAACUGGAACAUGCGCCGCCGAUAUAGCGGAUCGUGUAACGUUAAUGGACCGGUAUGAUUUCCCGUUGGAAAACAAGGUGGAAAGAAAAUUUAGUAGGGCCGAUACAGGUGUUGUAAAGGGAUCGAGGCUCCUUCCCAGACACCAGCGGUCCAUACAUCCCAUGCUGCCAUGUAGCUGCAUCUAGUCCCUGGUGCCCAAGAGUCCCAAAGGAGGUCCUUAGCCGUUUGCGAUAAGCCUGGGAUUGCCCAAGAUCCCCUGAAAGCGUCCAAGCUACCUACUCUAGACGUUCUUGAAGUAUGAGAGGAUGAGGUUCCGCAUCCGGAUUCGUAAGAAGCGUGGGGAACGUCGGUAAGACCAGCGGGUGGUCGUGAGAUAAUGCGAGUAAGUCGGGAAACCAUGCCUGGCUUCUCCACAAGGGUGUGAUCAGGAUGAGCGAUGUCUUGGAUGUGCGUAGUUUGUGGAGCACUCUUGCUAACAUCGAGAAUGGUGGGAAAGCAUACGCUCCCAUCGAAGGCCAGUGUUGUAGAAAGACAUCCACUGCUUCGCUCUGGGGGUCCGGUAACCAGCUGUAGUACCUCGGUAGUUGUGUAUUCGUGCGUGAGGCAAAAAGGUCUAUGUGGAGUGGUCCCCUGAUCGAUCUCACCGUAUUGAAGAUCUCUGUGUCCAGAUGCCAAUCGCUGGAGUCCCGCCAAUGCCGGGAGAACCAAUCCGCCGUGAGAUUGUUGAGGCCUGGUAAGUAUUCCGCUCUGAGGGUUAUGUUGCGAGGGAGGCAAAACUGGUAUAUGUCUUUGGUAGCCUCCGUCAGUGUUCGUGACCUGGCUCCUCCCAGUCUGUUCACGUAUUGGACUGCCGAUAUGUUGUCCAUGCGUAGAAGUAUGCAACAAUUGGACACGUGCUUGGCCAGGCUGCGGAUGGUGAAUGAGUCGGCUAUCAACUCUAGGCAAUUGAUGUGUAGUGACUUUUCCUCCUCCGACCAGGGGCCCCCCGUGGAUGCGUGUGCGCAGUGGGCUCCCCAACCCCACAGGCUGGCAUCCGAUUCCAGGAUGAAAUCCGGGUUCGAGCCGAAUAUGGCCCUGCCGUUCCAAGCCUCCAUGUGGAGCAGCCACCAACGAAGUUCCGUCCGAACUUCCGCGGUUAUCCUGAUCGCCUGAUCGUACGAGUGUCCUCUUCUCAGAUGGUGAGCUUUCAGUCUUUGCAUGGCUCAGUAGUGGAGGGGUCCCGGGAAAAUUGCUUGUAUGGAGGACGAAAGUAGGCCGACAAUCCUGGCCAGCAAUCUCAGAGGGACCAUGUCUUUCCAUAGAAAACGGCGUAUCUCCUUCCGAAUAUUCGCAAUCUUCGCCUUGGGAAGGCGAAGCGUGCAUGUUACUGAAUCUAUCUCGAAUCCGAGGAACUGCACGACUUUCGAUGGGGAGAGAGCUGACUUUUUCCAUGUUCACAAUGAACCCCAAGGAUUCCAGAAAGUGCACUAUGAAUUUCGUCUGAGAUCGUAGUUUGGAGGCGUUGUCGCAGAAAAUCAGUAUAUCGUCUAGGUAGAUUAGGCAUCGGAUCCCUCUUGUCCGUAAAUGUGCCAUGGCUGGCUUCAGUAGUUUCGUGAAGCACCAAGGGGCGGAGCUGAGGCCAAAUGGGAGGCACGUGAACUGGCAUGUGCGUCCUUUCCAGUGAAAUCGAAGGAAAGGUCGACUGGACUGAGCCAUCGGAACUGACAGGUAGGCAUCCUUUAAAUCCAGACGUGUGAACCAGUCGUGUUCCAGUAGUAAAUCUCUGAGGAGGUGUAUGCCCUCCAUUUUGAAGUGUCUGUAGGCUACGAAUGAAUUCAGGCUGCGUAGGUUGAUGACGGGUCGGUAGUCUCCUGUCUUUUUCUGGACCAGAAAUAUGUUGCUGAUGAAACCUGUGUCGUCGGGAGCAAAUUCGACUGCCCCUUUGAGGAACAGCGCUCGGAUCUCGUCGUCUAUGAGCUUGGCGAGUUCCACUGACGUCCGUAUCAGUUGUGGUCGACGUGAUUGGGUCGGUGUGUGCGCGAAAUCGAUCUCGUAGCCCUUGAUCGUUUGAAGGAUCCAGGCAUCGGAGGAUAUCUUUUCCCAGUUCUGUGAAAAAAGAGACAGUCUGCCAGCAGUGACAUGAGAGAGGCACAACGGUACUUGAGGGGUGCUCACCUGUAUUGAAGUGUCCGCGGGUACGAGCUCCUCUGGGUCGGAAGGUUCCUCUCGAGAAGGGUGGUCUCGAUGGGAAGAACGAUUGAGAAGCUUGAUUCCUGGGGCCUGUUGGCCAGAAACGGCUGGUGGCUCGGCCCCGAUGGCGACCAGCCCUGCCGAAAACCCCUCUGGUUGGAGUAGGGUUGGGAAAAACUUGUUUAAUGGAAGUCUGGGUGUCACGAGCGUGGGCUAUAGGCCCAGCCGAGACAGUGGGGAGAGUGUGGAAGUGACAGGGUUAAUGACACCAGACCCCUGGUUACCUGUUGCUAGUCCCAGCAACCACUCAAUUAACCCCUGCAAUCCCUUCUACACUAUCCCCCUUAGUACUACUGCCACCACCAAGACUUUUAAACCCGGGCGUCUUAGGUUACCCCACACACAGGAGAAUUAUAGUAUCACAGUUCUACUUUUACUGAUAAAACAUAUAUAGUUAACCCCUUUUGGUAACGUGUUUACCUGAGCUUUCCUCUGGAGAGUGAAGCUCAUAGAGAACAGAGACACAAGCUGAUUAAGUAAACAUUUAAUCUGACAAAAAGGAUUCACAGUCCUGAGUACAAAAUACAGAAAUAAAUGACAUACAGAAAACAAAUUGCAAAACAGUACAUAAAAUAAAAUAGGAGAAAACACAAGAAAUUCCUUACAUAUAUUUACCCCAUAUAGAAUUCUUGUGGGAGUCUUAGAUGGUAUCGGUCUCCUAGAAGUUACUGACAAAAGAAAAAUGAAUAACUGGCUUCCCUGGAUAGUCCAACACCCUCAUAUAUCUAAACUAGUUGUUUCUCAGUGGGCAGACCCCUGGGGGGGGAUCAGAGGGGGCUGGUCUGGCAGUCUAUUGCCCACUCUAUGAAAUUCCUUGUGUCCAGCUCUGGUGAAGGCUAUCUAGAUGUUUUAUGGUCUAGGCCUGGUGCAAGAUCAAAGACCACAAUAAAUGUCAUCCCAAGGUUUACAAAAAAAACAACUCUUAACAUAUAUAAACACACAUCAAACACCAACUCAUGCUUUUGGCAUGACACUGGGCUUUGCUCAGUGUCGUAAAUAAGUUCACAUGUUUCUUUAGCUCUCCAAUGAAGGCUUCUCCGAAUAGUUGGACAUUGGCCCGUGGCCCCAAUUCCUUCUUGCCGAGUUCCAGGAGCUUGGAGUCCAUCUUGAGUAGCGCGGCUUUGCGUCUCUCCGCACAGAGUGCGGCGUUGGUGUUGCCCAAUAAGCAGAUCACGCGUUGCGCCCAUUCCCUGACAUCGUGGGCGUCCAAGGCAUUUCCCUGCGUAAGCGCUCCGUCUGCGAGGUUACAAGAUCUUAGCUAGUGGGCCAAGUAUAUCUAGUAACUUGUCUUGAUAAGCUUUGAGGCCCUUCUCAAUGCCCUUACGCGGGUCACGGCCCGUCCGCGACAUGAAUACGACACCGUGGUGUCGAAUUCCGGCAUGUGAGCAAUCUUGUCCGGUAGACUGGGUCUCAGACACUCGGCCUUCAGUCUUGCCCGUACCUCUUUGUCCAUAGGUUGUCGUAGCCAAAAAUGAAUAAAUUGGGCUAAAUGGUCCAGUAGACCCCAUUCCAAUGAUCUCGGGUGACGUAUCGCACGUGGAUCAAACAUCGGAGUGCCUUGGGGGUCGACGAAGGUGCCGUCCUCUAGGUCGUCUGCCUGUGUGUCGACCUUCCAGUGCCCAUGACGGGUGUCCUGUUCCUCGACCAGUUCAGAACCCGUGUGGCCGCGGGGUAUGUCGAACCAGUCGUCCUCCUCAGAUGGGGAGUCCCCCGCUCUCCACUCGUCCAUAACUUCCAGCGGGGUUGGUGAGUUACCUCCCUCUUCAUCGGAGGAUGUCAGCGGAGGGGUUGACGGACCCAGGCGGUCCGAUUGGCGGCUCCUCUUGAGUGGGGCCUUGCCCUUUGCCGUCCGUGGGGCUGGGCCAUUACCCUUCCAGUGUCUUUUGGGAGGGGCACUAUCCCCUGAAGACUUCUCAGGGCCUUUGGUAUCCGGGUCCCCAUGUGGGGUUUGGACCAACAAUUUUGCUAUGGCCUUUUCCAUUGAGGCCGCCACCGCUGAAUUAAUUAGUGCUUGGAAAUCGGGUGGAGUUUGUUGUGAAGGCUCACCCAUGUUCAUGGUUGUAGUCUCUGUCUGUGAAAGACAGGAUAGAGUCAGGUACCGAAGUACGUGAAUAGUACAAGGCAGUAAUAAAGAGUUGCGGCGUUCCUCCUACGACUGGGGGUCGUCUAGUGUGGCCAACUGGCCCAGAUCAAUUAUCCUGUCUCAAAGUAUAUUAGCACUGCCUGUAAUCCUGGGCUAGCGAGGGGGUCACCCUCCAGCAGACCGGUAUGAGCGGUCCGAGAUAGAGAACACUUCGUCUAGGUCGUAGAGCCUAGUAAAGGUACGGGCCGUGCCCUUAAUUUCAAAGCCCAGCGGGGAAUUAGUAGGAUAGAUUUUCUCCCCUGUGGAGGAGUGAACAGCAUAUAUAGUAGGGGGGUCACCCCGCUCUUCCGAUAAUACGGCACACGCCUGGGGGUCACCCAGCGCAGGGGGGGUCACCCCUUAAUAACAAUGAUAGUGUGCCAGUGGGGGGUCACCCCACUCAGAGGGGUCACCUCUGGAAGAGCUUUUUUUUUUUUUAUUAUUUUUUUAUUUUUUUAUUUUAUUUUAUUUUUUUUGUUAUAUUGUUUAUUUGAUUGUAGUAGUUUAUAUAGUUGCUGUAUAACUGGAUUGUUACCAAAAUGACAGGCAGGGUUGAUACUGGCUGUAUAUUAAUCACAGUAUAACAGGUGUUUACAUUGCAAUCACAAAAGGAGAAAAAGUAAGAAAGAACCAAAACACCCUCUCUCCCCCAGGUCCCCUGCCUCUAUAGAGGGAAACUGGAAGACUGAGGGUGAUAGGAGUGGGGAUGAACGAGGACCGUGUGAUUCACGGUUUCCCCACCUAAGAUCGCGGGCCGAAAGUGCAAAUGGUCCCCGGCUCCCCCACCCGCCCGCCCUGAGCUGCCCGAGCCGCAGGAGAGACUGGCCGCGGUAUCCAGCCGCGACCACGGCAAUUUAAAGCCGCAGUCGCGGUAAAGAGCCGCGAGUAAAAGAGAGGGCCAGAAUAAUGAGGGGAGGGGGUGGCAGGGGAAGAUUCGGCGAAAUUAAAAAGAACAGAAAACGAAAUAACCAAUAACAACAGUAAAGUUCCACUAAAUAAUGACAACUGAUAACAAAAUAAAGCAAAGAUUUGGAAACAAUAUAUAGUACAGCAAUAAUUAUAGGUAAAAUCACUCUGACCUGUGUCUUGGCUGGAAGCAGCAAAGAAAGAGGAAAUGGGAAGCCUGUCAGGGACUUGUAUACAAGAGGUGCUGGACUCUGAUUGGUUAAACACUUUUCUUUUCUGAUUGAUUGACUUGUGCUGCUGGAGGCAUAAAGUAAAGAAAGUUUAUGCAAAAUAGGAAGCCUCCUGUCAUGUAAUAAAAUUUGGCACAAUAGAAUAGAUGAUGAUUUAGUAGUUGCAUUCAGUUGGUACUUUUACAUUUUUUCUUCUAAAGAUGCAUUCAGAUUUGCAUUGUUUGAUUGCAUUUGGAACAAGGUUGGACAUAAACUAAAUCUUCAGCUGUAGAACUUCAAUUCCCAUGUAUACUUUGCCAAACUUAACGGCAACACUUCUCAAGCCAAAAAACCAUUUGAGUACUUUAGAGUGGCCUUUUAGGGUGCUGGCGGUAAAAGAAGUAUCACCAACAGGUUUAUUUCCAUUUGUUUCUAUACUGUGACUCUCGUGAUGCCCACAACUAUUUUAUUGUGUCACUUACCAACUGAAGAUCAUAGGGCAUGUGUUAAAUAAUCGCUCGCAUUAGAAAUAGGACUCAAACACUUGGUUCAAGUGAAGUUUGGGUAUGGGUGGUCAGUAUUGUCUGUAGGCACAUCAGCUAAAUGUUUUAAUAUUUGUGACUGGAACACAGCAAUGUUUAAUGUCAUUUUUCUUUAUUCCACAGGUGAAUGGUAAAGACUUAUCCAGAGCCACCCAUGACCAGGCAGUAGAAGCAUUCAAGACUGCCAAAGAACCAAUUGUUGUACAGGUCUUGAGGCGCACUCCCCGUACCAAGAUUUACAGCCCAACAUCUGACGCACAACUUGUUGACACAUCAACACAAACUGAAAUAACUUUUGAACACAUUAUGGCUUUGACUAAAAUGAGCUCUCCUUCACCCACCGUUUCUGUUUUAGACCCUUAUCUCCUAAAUGAAGAGUAAGUAUUGCAAUUUUGUUUAUCUUGUAUAGGAAGUGUUUUACUAGAAAGAAUACAUAGAGUGACAUACUAUAAGAAAGAAGCAUCUCCGUUUGUUGUCAUUUUUGUAAUUCCUGCAACUUUUCAUACUCUGCACGCUGUUGUCUGUGUUGUGAAGAAAUUUGGAGGGCCAUUUGUCUGUGAGAAAACUUAUACUGCAACUACAAAAUAUAUAUAUAUAAAAAAUGUAUUAGUGGUAUCCCAGCAAAUACAAAUAAGUCACAAAGCGCAGAAAUAUAUUUUUUAAAAAAUUUUUUACUUUACAAUUGUGACCAUUACAUUUUAAAUUACAAUUUGUUGUUAUUUUGGGGGAAGAGCACAACUGGUUAUAAUGACUAAAGAUAAGCCCAAUUUUAAAAGAACACUAAAGGCAUCCAUACCGCAUCUCAUUGAAGUUGUCUGGGUGCACUGUCCCCAUCCCCUUAGCCCUGCAGCCUCUAGUAGUAGUGGUCUGCCAGACCACCACUAGAGGCACUUCCUAGCUCUUGCAUGGAGUUUAACUCACGCAAAGCAAACUUGCAUACCUGUCAUCUAGCUAUUAUCAAGAACUCUUCUUUGGUGUCCUCCGAUGUAGACUACCAGAGGGAAAAAAAUAUAUAUAUUUUUAAUGUUUUUUGUUUUUUUUAAAUGGAGCAAGGUAAGUGUAUUUAGUUUCCUAAAAGUUCCAGUUAUAGUUUCCUAAAACUCCAAAAUGUUAAUUCUGCUUUAUAAUGGAUAAAAUUGUACUAGGGCGCUUUUAGCAAGCCUGCAGCGAAGACCGAAAAUAUUUGAUUUGAAGUGUGGAAAUUAAAUAUACAUUUCGCACAUCUGAUUCCAGUUAAAAUUAAAUAAUAUGGUUUUCUGUGAAAGGUCAAAACUUUUUUUUUUUUUUUUUUACAUUGGUUUUUGUACUGUUAAUGGAAUAAAUUAAUUGAAUUGCAUUUGCUAGAGAAAUAUACUAUUCUUGACACGGUUACAGUGAUCUCUGACGUGUCUCGUAUUCCUUCGUGAUCAUGGCAGACAGAAUAAUAGCAGGCUCAGUGAUAAAACCUAAUUGUUACACACCUUUCUGUCGUCUUCAUUAAAUAUUUGCAUUUCAAAAGCUGGAGACCCCUAUUCUAUCUUAAUAGAAAUCCAGUAAUGUCUAAUUUUUUUUUUCCCCUCUACCUUUUCAUCUAGCAGUUUUGUAUGUUUUAAUUAUGAAUAAUGUAGGGUAGAGGUUUGUGCUCUCUGACAAUAACAUUUUACACAAAUCAAAAUGACACUAUAAUUGGUCGUUAGUAGGAAUGGGUGUGUUUUAAAAUAUUCUCAUUAUUUUGUUUCAGACAUUCAUCACCGCAUGAGUAUUUUGACCCCAAUGACUUUAUGGGAGGUUUGCAUCCCGAAAUGGAUAGAGACGAGCUUGAGUUAGAGGUAGGUUUGUUUUAAAUGUUUGAUUUGACUGAAUUUUAUACUUUAAUAGCGCUGGCUUUUGUGGAGAGUAGUGUCUAAAAGGGCAACUAACUACUCUACAAUCAAGGAAAGGAAUUUAUUGACCAGGCUACCCUAAAGCAUACCUCUCAACUGGGACGCCAGUAUGAGGGGGGGGGGGGAGUAAUCAGGCGUAAUAGCUGGUCAUCUUGGCAUGAAUGUCUUCGAGGCUGCCUGCCUAUCAUCCUGGCUGACACACUGAGGCCAGACUCCGCAGAGAGUAUUGUUUCAGUAUAUUGAUGCAUCCUUCCUAUGCUUGUUGGGAACAGUUCCCUGGUGUCCCUUAAAAUUGGGACUAUUCCUGAAAAUCGGGAUAGCUGGGAGGCCUGCUAAAGACUAGUUGAGAAUCAUGUGAAAUGCAGGGCACAAUAUAUGGUGUAAAUAUGUUGGCAUCAGUAAUAUAUUCACACUAAACUAGUAAUUGGGACAACUGACAAAGCAAAUGGGGAGUGUUAGCAUUGUAAUAUCACUUAAUAUCCAGUAUCCAUAUGCACUGGACUCAUUGCUCCUAAUGUAAUGUGCUGUGUUUAGGAGCACAGUAAAAAUGACUACAGUGCUCCAUGGAAGCACUGUGUGUUACCGAUAUGACAGCAGGGGAGGAAGUGCUGCACCCGUACCUGCCAGAUACUAGGGUGCUGCUGCUGAGUACCCCUUAGGGAAAUGCAGUGAGGGCAGCAGGGAAGGGCAAACAAAGGUUUGGAGACAUAACAGUGGGCUGAGCUUCUGACACUUUACAUUGAGGCCACCUGCUGAUAACUGUUUAGGGGGAUCAGUGGCUGCUGUGAAUGUUAGCUCCAGGGCCCUCGGUUCAUUAUCUCCAUCACUGUGUAAUAGCCUGUGUUAUGUACCUCAUAGUGUUCCAGGUACAAUGUACAGUAUACUGUACAGUAUACAGUGCUCUCAGUUCGAUGCCCAGGGUCACUUACUGAAGGCACAGCUGCCUGUAUGAUGUGCCUUUGUUAGGUAGUGUAGGUGGUAUUUCCAGUAUAAUCCAAAAAGGAUUACAAAACUACAGAAAUCUUGGCAGGUUACUAGUUUGGGGACCUCUGUAUUCUACACCUAUGAAUUGUUCUGGGGCCCUAGGCAUCCACCUAAGGUCACCUUCUGUUAAUCCUGCUCGGAGUAUAAUGUGCAGUAUUAGGUCCUGUAUGGAAAAGAUCCCUGCCUAAUGUUCAGUGUUCUGUAAUGUACAGCAAUAGAAUUGUGUGUGUGCAUUAUGCAAUGUGCCGUACAUCCACUUAUUAUUCAGUGCUCCAAAUGUAUGUGAAGUUACGUACUGUAGGCAGCAAUAUACACCUUAAAGGAACACCAUAGUGUUAGGAAUACAAAGCUCUAUUCCUAACACUACAGUUGCACCCUACACACCAGGAAAUUAAAAGGGUUUAAAUAACUCUUUAAACACUUAUCUAAUUCCAGCGCUAAGGUCCAGACUCUGUCUCCGCCCCCUUAGGGUCAGAGUAGGAACUUAAUCAAAUGGUAAACACCACACGCAAAUUUAGCCUUUUCCAUAGGAAAGCACUGAAUUAAUGUUUUCCUAUGGGGAUUUUGAAAACACUGGACAGCUGUCAGGGAUACAGCCACUAGAGGCUGUAUCGGCAAUGUUUGCAGCUGCAGUGUUAAAGGGACACUGUAGGUACAGUGUCCCUAUGCAUGUGUACCUCCAGCGUCGCCGGAAUCACCUUAGGAAAGCAUUGGAUAAUGCUUUCCUAUGGGGAAAUCCUAAUGCGAGCGCAGCAGGGGGAGGAGCCCAACGGCGAGGGACAUCGGCGCUGGAUUCAGGUAAGUGUCUGAAGGGUUUUUAACCGGAUGGGGGCGGUGGCCCUCCAAGAUUCUACAGAAUUCUACUAGAGAAUCCCUUUAAAGAACCACUCUAGGCACCCAGACCACUUCAGCUUAGAGAAACUGCUAUGUUUACAAAUGGGUUAAUCCUUCCUUCAAUUCCUCUAGGGGCUGUCUCAUUGACAGCCGCUAGAGGCGCUUGCGUGAUUGUAAAUGCUUUCCUAUGCGACCGGAUGAAUGCUCGCGCAGGUCUUGCCGCGCGUGCGCAUUCAGCCGAAUGGGAGGAACGGAGGAGGAGGAGAGCUCCCCGCCCUGCGCUGGAAAAAGGUAAGUUUUUACCCCUUUCCUCUCCCCAGAGCCGGGCGGGAGGGGGACCCCGAGGGUGGGGGAACCCUCAGGGCACUAUAGUGCCAGGAAAACGAGUAUGUUUUCCUGGCACUAUAGUGGUCCUUUAAGGGUACAAAGACGCUGCACCCACACCACUACAAUGAGAUGAAGUGGUCUGGGUGCCAAUAGGGUCUCUUUAAUAUGCAAUAGUGCAGGGCAUCCAGUGUAAUCUGCAAUAGGUAUUUGUUUUCAAAGUAAUCUACAGAGUUUACAGCGUAUUAUGUAGUGAUCAGCUGAUUCUGUUUUAAUAUAGGGUUUUAACAUAUGCCAGAUUUUUUUCCCCAUCAAAACCGAAUGUACUUUUCUUUUGGUUCCUGUUGAAGCUGAAGAUGUGAUGGAUUUUUAUGUGUGAGAUAUAUAUAUAAUCUCUGUGUGUGUAUGUAUUUAUUUAUUAAAAAAAAAAAUUCUGCCUGAAGUUGUUUAAAUAUCAAGUUGAAAUCAAGUCACUGGCAUUUACUAACCUGUUAUUUAACAAAUUAUACCAGUUGACAAGUCAGUAAAACGAGAUUGCUGAUUUUGGCAGCUGUCUGAUUGACGCUUGAAUAAAUUAUUCGCAUCAUUUUAUCUAUUGCUGUACUGGGAUUUGAGACUUGCGUGAUGCAAGUUCUGCAAGGGGAUUUCCAACUAUUUCAUGGUUUGCUUUUUGAAAUGCACAAGGCCUUGAUUUAGGAAAAGUCUGUAUUUUUGUAAAAUAAGCAAUAAAUUAAAAUCAUACGCAUUUCAGUCAUAAGAAAUUGUAGGGAAUAGGCUGAUCAGCGUGAAAAUUCAAAUAAAGUAAUAACAGAUUAUUUAAGAGGGAGGAAAAUUCUCCAUGAAAUAACAAAAUAUCACAUUUCACAAAAAAUAUAUUGACCAGCUAUGCCUGAACCUUGAAUAUGCAUUAUAUCUAGUAUUGUUUCAAAUAAUUUUUCAUUUGGGGGAUCUAAAUUGUGAGGGCUCUUUACUAAAGUAAGACUUGUUAGGGAUUCAAAGUGAAUUUCAUAUGUUAGCUUACUUUGAGAUUUUUAUUUCCAACUCCGCUAUUUUGGCCUUAAAUUUGAAAUUCACUUUAAAUUCCCAUCAAUUCUCAUUUUAGUGAAUAAUUCUGUCUAUGUUGCAUUUACACCUGCUUUAGUCAAAAACAAAGCAAAACCUGCCAAAUGUUUAGGGAAUACUGAUCCAAAAAACUUAAUUUUUAGUUCCCUGGUGUCCUGCUUUUUGUCAAAAUACAGUUAAAGGUUCAAUUUUUUCUACUUUUAGUCAAGUCCACACAAUACCUGCCCAAUGUGUUGACAUGCCUUUUUGAAAACACCUAUCCCAAUAUCCUACCUCUAAAUUGUCCAAUAUUAACUAAAUGGCGGCAUUUUUAGCUCACUUCUGGGGACGUGGAAAAACCUGUUUUGGCAAUACAAAAGCGCUUCAACACCUCAACACUCUUUUAAUGGGAUAUCUUGAAAGGUGUUGGCCAGCAUGGCUACCAGUCAGCUUGUUACUCUUACACCUUGGUCCCCAUUGUGCAGGCCUCCCAACCUGUAAUGAUUUUCGGGUCCUGUUCCGACUUUGGAACUUUUGCAACUGUCCCCAAAAUAAGUGUAGUGUGAGCACAUUACUAGAUGUUCUCAAGCUACACGCAGGGCAUUAGGACUCUGCAAACAUUACUGAAACAGUGCUCCCUGUAUAGUCUGUCCUCCGUGGGCUGUCUUGCUUGAUUGCCCAGCCAGUACCUUUGGUGGACUCUCCCUGCCUUUCUUGGCUAGACUGCCCCUUUGGGAGAAGCUAGUGACACAAUUGUGGCACUGGCCUGUCCCAUUUACCCCCUUACCACCAGUGUCCAACUUCUUGGGGUGGGGGAUAUAUGACUGAGCCAUGAUGUGACAGGCAUUGAUUCUCUAACACUUCCCCCACUACCACACCCCAUCACCAUACUACUGGCUUACAUUAUAGUGGUACAGACUAUGGACUAUAAUUUCAGUAGGGGAAUGUUGUUCUAGAAUUAAGGACUUUACGGGUUUUUUAAAUGAAGUCUAAUAAAAUUACAUUUACAGACCUUUAAUGAAGAGACAAACCUCUAAUUUGUUCACUUUAUUUUCUAGUUCAGUAGAUGUUCUAAAGAGAUGUCAUAAGGGAGAUUGCUUUUUUUUACAGAACUGUACAAUUAAAGCCCUCCAACUGGUGUCAGACUUCAGUUAUGAUAUCUGUUGCAUUUUGGAAAAAUCCCCUGUCAUUAUUCAGUUCUCAUCAUCCUCAGUCAGCCAAAAGCCUAACAAGCAACAAAGGACUGCAACUGCUCUCAUUCACAGAAAGCCAAGUAUAAUAGCACAGGCUCCUGGUAGCUCUCCAAAAUGACAGCGUAAACGGUUGUCUACAUUAAGUACAGGCUGUCACAUUUAAAUCUUUCUCCCAUUAAAAUGGGACAAGAUCAUAGUGCCUUAUGUCGGACAAUGGAGGAAGAACGGACAUGCAUUCCACCAAAAGGUUUGUGUCAAUGGCACUAGUUUAAUUGGCUGACAGGAAAUCCUAAAUGCAUUAUGUUUUGGCCCUUUGGGACCAUGGACCUAACCUGCUGAGUAAGGUCAGCGCUUUCGAAGAAGGAUCUAUUUAGCUCCUUCAUUUCCAUCUGAACCGAUUGUCACAGUCAGCUUGUCACUCCCGUGUGUAGUAUUUUAGCUGGAGAAUAUCUGAAAACACUUUAAAGCUUUUAUGUUAUCCACUAGUCCUCAAAAUUGGCAACUGGGAAUAGUCAGCAAAUUAAGACCCAAAUAAGCCAAACCUGAAAAAAUCUCUAGGUUAGCGAUAUAUCCAAAUCCACUAUUUUGAUCUAAAAUUUGCUGGCCCUUACGUUAAUUGCAGACAAUUCCUAAUCGAGUGAAAAACUAUUGUACAGCGGAUGAAAUAUGAAUUGUUUGAUUGCUUUAAUUAGAGAGAAAGUCUUGAUCUCUGUCAGGAAUACAAAUAAACCAUGUUUUUAUGGUGUGUUUAUUUUUACACCCAUGGCAUUGUAAGAGACCUAGCCAAUUUGUUUUCUUUUGAAUCAAUAAAAUGACUUUUUUUUUUUUCAAAUGGCUUGUUGCUGACAAAGAGGCUUUUGACAUACUUUAUUGAUCCUAUGGUGUUAAAUCACUCAGCGAUGAAUACGUUAACCUGCCCCUUACGGGGAAGUAAGCGAUAUGAUGUAUCCAGAGUUCCAUAAUAAAAUAUAGUAUCCUGUGUAAUCUCAAAGAAUGACAACACAGUGCUCUUUAUAUAUCCUUAUUCAGGAAAUAGAUCUGUACAGACUAAACAGCCAGGAUAAGCUGGGAUUGACCGUGUGCUACAGAACAGAUGAUGAAGAUGAUACCGGAAUUUAUGUCAGUGAGGUAAGAGGUGAUAAAAAAAAUUAUUAAUUUAAAAACAUUUUUGUAUAGGUUUUAUGUUAAUUUACAGUUUCAAUUAUUAUUUUUGCUGCCAAGGAAAGGAAAUACCAAAUUAAAUAGGUUUAUAGUGUUUCCUUAAUUUCUUCAAGUGUGAUCAGGCACACUACACAUGGGUAGUGCAAAGACUCUUCUGGUAUUCUUGGGAAUGUAGAGUUACAAAAUCCUAUCAGAGUGUAAAAUUAUGUUUCAGUUUGUGGAAGUCACAUGCAAAUAUUGUUUCAAGUAAAAAGAAUGAAGAGAAAGGACUUUUACAAAUGCUCUGCUUUCAAACAGGUCUAAUGGCUACAGAAUAGCAGAGUUUCAGUUAUCUGCUGUUUAGGAGUUAACUCACUUUAUUUAUGUAGUCAUAGUAACAGCUCCCCUACACACUUCCUAUAAAGGUAGAUCUAAUUUUUAAACUAUCUUGAUAUUAUCAUAAAAAUGAUGCUAAAUCUCAAAUGUAUGAUCCUCAGCAUUGUUAGUCAAAACCAUCUAAAGUAAACACUUUUCUUAUUGAAAAUGAAACCAUUUUUUUCAUGUUGACUGUGUGAGUCACAGCCAGGGGAAAUGUGGCUUGCAUUAACAGAAACAAACGUAAUUUAACUCUCAAAUGGCACAGAAUUGAGCAGUGACACUGCAGAGGCAUGUAAAACCUUACUGGGUUAAGUCUACCUCUAGUGGCUUUUUGUCAGUGCAGCAGAAGUGCCUCUAGUGGCUGUCAUACUGAGUAAAACUGAUUCAGCGCUUUCCUGUUGGAAAGUUUGAAUGUGUGGGCAGUACUAGCCGCACAUGCACAUUAGGUCCCCAAGGCUCCUCUGUGAGGAGCAUUGGAUUGGACUGUCUCAGAGGAGGCAGGGGAGGAGAGGUGAACAGCGUAGAGAGAGCCUCGGUACUGUGAAAAGGUGAAUAGAGCUAGGGACAGGAACACAAUAGUGUUAGGAAUACAGAUUAGUAUUCCCAACUCUAUAGUGUUUCUUUAGAUCAACAUCUCCAUGAUAUAUGGCAGUCAUUCAGUUCCACUGUCUGUUGAAUUCAAACACAAGCACCCUUCAUUCUAAGUAAAAAAAAAAACUAUAGUGCAAGGAAAACAGUUGUUUUCCAGGCACUGUAGUGUCCCCUUCUGUCAAGGCCCACCCCCGCGGUACUGAAGGGGUUCAUAACACCUUCUGUCACUUACUUGGUUCCAGCGCCGAUGUCCCUCAGCUCUGGCUCAGCUCUGCCCAUGUUCCUUGCGGGAGGGGGAGACCUAAUGCGAUCUAAUUGGCAAUGGCCGCGCUCGCAUUAGGAUCUCCCCAUAGGAAAGCAUUUUUCUAGAGGCAACACUGGAAGUCAAGUCCUAAUGCAUAGCGUGAGAACUUCCAGCGUCGUUUAGAUGACCAAAAGUUCUUGUAGACAGCCACUAGAGGAGGACUUAACCCUGCAAGGUAAUUAUUGCUAUUUAUAAAAACUGCAAGAAUUACAUGCUCAGGGUUAAGGGUGAUGGGAGUUGGCACCCAGACCACUUCAAUGGGCUGAAAUGGUCUGGGUGCCUACAGUGUCUUUUUAAUGAGAUAUGUAUCUCUUUUUUUUUUUCUGAGCUGUAUGUUUUUAGUAUAAUGAAAAAUAUAGUUUAGUCCUAUUUAUUGUGACUUGUGGUGACAUGUUUCGCAGUGAUACUCAAAUGAUAAUUUAAAGGAACACUAUAGUCACCUAAAUUACUUUAGCUAAAUAAAGCAGUUUUCAUGUAUAGAUCAUUCCCCUGCAAUUUCACUGCUCAAUUCACUGUCAUUUAGGAGUUAAAUCACUUUGUUUCUGUUUAUGCAGCCCUAGCCACACCCCCAUGGCUAUCAUUGACAGAGCCUGCAUGGAAAAAAAAAACUGGUUUCACUUUCAAACAGAUGUAAUUUACCUUAAAUAAUUGUAUCUCAAUCUCUAAAUUGAACUUUAAUCACAUACAGGAGGCUCUUGCAGGGUCUAGCAAGCUAUUAACAUAGCAGGGGAUAAGAAAAUCUUAAUUAAACAGAACUUGCAAUAAAGAAAGCCUAAAUAGGGCUCUCUUUACAGGAAGUGUUUAUGGAAGGCUGUGCAAGUCACAUGCAGGGAGGUGUGACUAGGGUUCAUAAACAAAGGGAUUUAACUCCUAAAUGGCAGAGGAUUGAGCAGUGAGGCUGCAGGGACAUGUUCUAUACACCAAAACUGCUUCAUUAAGCUAAAGUUGUUCAGGUGACUAGUGUCCCUUUAAGAGAAAUACUCCAAGGAUACCUGCUUAGUUGAACAGACAGAUCUCUAGAGUCGAAAUGCAUAUUUCCCAGUUUCAACAUUAGUUGCUCUCUUUUCUAGAUGCUCAGAAUGCUUUCAAACAUAAGGUUAGGCUUCUUAGCCACACUGGAUAAAAGCCAAAGUCCGUACUGAUGUCACAUUUUUACUGGGUAUCCUAGGCCCACCCAUUCAGCCGAAGUUUGAUGCCCACUAGGAGAAUACCAAACACAUAUGUGUAGAAUGGGUGCUUCUGCUGAGUACUCAGCAAUCAAGUUAAUUGUUAAGUAGACACCUAAAUAUGUUAACUGAGUGAAUAUCCUCUGCCAGUAAAGUUCUAAACAGGAAACCACAAUUAAGCCAGGUCAAAGAGAGUUUGUGUGAAGGAAUCUGGUUAUUAAAUGUAUCUUAUUGUUUUUCAGAUUGAUCCAAAUAGUAUUGCAGCCAAAGAUGGACGAAUCAGGGAAGGUGAUCGGAUUAUACAAGUAAGAUAUAAUGUUGUGUAGCUUACUUUUAGUGGGCACUUUUUAUUUUCAAUAAAUAGCAGAAGAAAAAAUCAAUUGCCUGUGCUUUAAGUCACAUAAUACACAAAAUUCUGAUUCAAUUACUAAACAAGUACACACUUUCCUGUCACUAAUGAAUCAUGUAAUUCUUUAGUGGUGGAAUUCUAGAGUAUAAAUAUGUUUAUAUGUUUAGCAUGUUUUAUGAUUACACAAUUUUGUAAUUAUUUUUGUUGGGAAACCAUAUUCCCAGCAUGCACUUGACCUGCCUUGUCCCCCUGCCCACAUUGCUGGUUGGCUGUUAACUUUCUAUCCAUGUAGCAUGUUUUAUAUCUCUUCCAAGAUCACCUUAAAGAAUACAUUGAUGUAACAUAUAAGCGGAAGAUAUGCAAAGUGCUGUAUUCUGAAACAUUGUGUAAAGUUCUAAAAGUGGGACAAUCCCCAUGGAAACCAGCAAAUACAUCAUUUUGCAUACCCACUUUUCAGAGCACAAGACUUUGAUAAUCUCUAGUGUUGUUUUUUUUGUUUUUUUAUUAAUGCAAAUCUUUGUUUGGGCUAACUCCUCAUUGAUCAAAUGAAAUACUUUAUUUUCUAAAGAAAAUUCAAUUUUAAUGGAUUUAAAAAAGGUUUUCGCUUGCUAACUCCUAUUAGCCCAAGAUGGUGAACAAGAUAAUCUACUUCCUGACCAUCUGAAGUUUGGUUUUGUCUUACAGAUUAAUGGCAUUGAUGUUCACAACCACGAAGAGGCCGUAGCCCUCCUGACAAGUGAGGAUACGAAAGAUGUUUUCUUGUUGGUAGCAAGGCCAGAGAUGCAGGUAUUGUACCUAACUGCUUGACAUAGACUUUCUAAUACAAUCCUAUAUUUCUUCCCCUAAUGUGGAACUCGUGUCUCAUUGUGAAAAAGAUAUAUUGAUUUUUAUUGAGUAAUUUAUUAGUUAUCCACUUUCUCUAAAAAAAACAAAACACCAUAUUAACACUUUACCACUGUAUUAUAAAUUAUACCACAAAAAAAACAACAAAAAACUUGGAAUUUCAUUAGAUUCCAAAACUAAAAAAAAAAUUAAAAAAUUACUACUUUGUCCUUAAGUCCUGAUUUACAAAAGAUAGUGCUGCCACCAUCAUUAAUUCCUACAGCUAUCACUGGGGUAUCCACACUCUGGAGCCUCCAUAGAUCUUAGUGCUGUACUCUUGAACACGCAUUAGUGUACAGCAGUUGUGCUAAUUUUGACACAAUAUGGCACAUUUUAAAACCAAAAGUCAUGGAAGGGUGUCGGAAUAACUCAGGCCCAUGGGACAAAUGUAAGGUAUUACUGAUCAAAUAUAGCUAGAGAACUAUUGGGAUUGCUCGAAUUGCAUAUUUUUCCUUCAUGAGUUGUUCAUUUAUCUCAAAUAGAAUACAGUAAUACUGAAGGUGAUGUUUGUGUAAGUGCAUAUAGACACAUCUGUAUGAAGUAGCUUUCUGUCACUUUUAGCUACCGUCACUGAAAUAAAUGAUUUAAUAGCAAUGUUUUAUUUCAUGAAGCCACACUGUAUCAUCUUCAGCAGCCUAAAGUUUGACUGCACACUUCUUGAAAUUAAAGUAACACUACACAUGUUUGUGUUCCUGACCCUAUAGUGUUACCACCACCAUUUAGGUGGCUUGCCGUUCCUCCCCCCUUUAGCCUUGUAGAAGGGGAUAAAAUUCACUUUAUUUCCAGCGCAGCAUGGGUCUGCCGAUGCUGUUCCCGCCCCAACUCUUUGUGACAUCAAAAUUUAUGACUUUUAGCCAAUCCGUAUGGGAAAGCAUUGAAUUGGCUGAAAUCUGCAAGGAGAUUGAAUGGGGCAGGACCAAACUCUGUUUUGGCCAAUCAGCACCUCCUCAUAAAGAUGCAUUGAAUGAAUGCAUCGCUAUGAGGAAAGAUCAACGCCACCAUGCAGAGCACUGCCCCAGGAAGCACCUCCAUUGGCCAUCUGAGGAGUGGCCUCUGGAGGUGUCCCUAGGGGACAUGUAAAAACUGCCUUUUCUCUGAAAAGGCAGUGUUUGCACGAAAAUGCCUGAAGGCAAUGAUUAUACUCACCAGAACAAAUACAUUAAUCUGUAGUUGUUCUGGUGACUAUAAUGUUCCUUUAAGUCAGGCUCUUGUAUGCACCAUACUCCCUAUAUUUACAAAAACAAACUGUAUUUUGAUAUUCUCCUAAUUUGCAGAUAAUAUAAAAGCUCAGUUUGGGAAAAUAGUAAACUUGUCAGGUUACCAUUUGACUUGUUUUUUUGUUUAUUAAAAUGUACAUAAAAAAAAAAAUGUGUUCUGUUUUAAUAUUCUAAUUUGUAUUUACAUUUGUAAUCAGAUGCUCUGAAUUACAUCUUGCUGUCAGAAUUUGUGUUACCGUGACAACACAUUUAUGUCAUCUUUGUUUUGUUCUCUUAAACACAGCUGGAUGAAGGAUGGAUGGAUGAUGACAGAAAUGAUUUUCUGGAUGAUUUACACAUAGAUAUGUUAGAAGAACAGCAUCACCAAGCAAUGCAAUUUACUGCCAGCAUGCUUCAGCAGGUAAUGUGAUUCUCCCCUACUACUCUGUCAACGUAGCUUGUCAGAUCUGAUAUUCUGUUUCCCCAGUUUCCAUUACAAGGAUUAAACUUACCAGCCAGUUUAAUGAAUAUAUAAGGUUAUGGAUAGCAGGAGGUAUUUGUCAAAGUUUGUCAUUAAAGACUUCAGGGAAAAAAAUAAAAAAUGUAAUCAAAACAUCCCAUUAUUUAAGUUAAAUCACUCAUUGAUAUAAAAAAACAAACAAACCAUAAAAUAUAACUAAAAUGACAGCUUUUCUCCCCCAAUAUGUUUGGCCUAAAAUAUUCAAUUUCCUUCCUUUUCCUUACACAAUUCCCAUAUCCCCAAGAAUAUUCUACUUGACUCUUGUAAAGCCCUCAGUAGAAAAUUUUCACGUCAGGUAAAAUUAUUUUUGGCAAAUGUUUUGAUGUGCCAGUUUGAAGGAAAGUGUCUGACCUUUAAGUGUUUGUGUGAUAGGAUACAUGGGGAUCUUCGCCACAGUUUAACUUACUAAAGCGAGAAAAUAACUGAUAUUUUUGAAGAAUAUUUAACGACUGUUGAACUCAACUCCAGCAAUGCUUUGCAAGAUUUCACAGGCUAAAGUAAAAUGGAGGUUGUAGUUUCAGUCAUUGGAGGACUACUGGAUAUAUUUUUCUGCAUAGACGCAGCAUGUUUCUUCUCAGUUUUAGGUAUCCAAAUGAAAAAUAAAGUAUUGGUCGCUGGACCUACCAAAGCUUUUCCACAAUGAUAAUGUCAUAUAUGAUAGAACACACAUUUCGUAUUUGUACACAUACAGCCUGCCUGGUAGACCGGAGAUCAGUCUCUCGACUAAUCAGGGCUUCCCCCCCCCGCCACCCCCUAAUAAAGCAGAAACAAACUCUUAUAGAAAAUAUAUAAUAGACAAAGUGCACUUUAUAACACAAAGCUGUGUGCUGUAAACUUGAAAAUGACCACACAAACAUUUAGUAUUUCAAUUUUUGACACAUAUACCCAUUUUAAUAAAUGAGCAGGUCUGUGGCCUUAUGGCCCUUCAUCUCUCUAUGAGGUGAUAAACUAGGCAGUGCCUGCCCCAACAUUGGGUCUAUAGAUCUCUGUGCUGUAAUCUUGAACAUGUACAAGAGUAAGCAGUUAUACGGGCUCCUGGCAGAUGAGCAGAGGAAAGAUGGUUGAGAUUGCGAGCAAGAGUUUCAGAUAUGUUCUUCUACCUUUGGCUUCACUCCUACCACAGCAGUAUGUUAUAAUUGGCGUAAUAUCGAAAACUGGUUUGCAGACUUAAAAAUAAAAAAGAAAAGAAAAAUGUACAGAAAUUUGUAUUAUAUUUUCAUUAUUAUAUAUUAAAAGGUUCUAGCAAGCUGUUAUAUUCAGUUGGAAUGGAAUCUGACCAGUGACAGACAGUAGUUCAACUAUCAAAUACCAUGUUAAAUGCACUACUGUCCUUCUCAACAAGAAAGAUAUGGAGCAAUUAACAUCAUGCAUUAAAUCUGCAUUAAUAUGUAAUCAGAUAGCUAGUAAAAUACAUAAAUCCAAUGUUGCACCAUGUUAUGUUUGCAUAACCUCUAGCAUUUAACUUAACUUGCUCACAAUAUUUCUUUCCUUUUAGAAAAAACUGGAGGAAGAUGGAGGAACUACAGAUACGGCAACCCUGUUGUCCAACCAGUUGGAGAAAGAUAGUGGAGUUGGCCGCACUGAUGGGAGCACUCGUAAUGAUGAGAGCUCAGAGCACGAAAAUAUUACAGACGAUCACACCACUUCCUCAAAUACACUGGGAAGUCAGAAAAAACUAAUGUACAGUCAGGACACUUUGGGGAGUGGAGACAUGCAGUUCAGCAAUGAGUCAUUCAUUUCAGCAGAUUGUACCGAUGCAGAUUUUCUGGGUAUCCCCAUGGAUGAAUGUGAGAGAUUUAGGGAGCUUUUGGAAUUAAAAUGCCAAGUGCAAAGUUCUAACCAGCGCCGAUAUUACCAAAAUAGUACUUUGGAAACCAAUAGAAGUGACCAGGAAAGUGUAGACAGGGAGUUAGAGAUGCUGAAUGAAGAGCUGCACAGCAUUGAGCUUGAGUGUUUGAAUAUAGUCCGUGCUCAUAAAAUGCAACAACUAAAAGAACAGUACAGAGAUUCAUGGAUGCUUCACAAUAGUGGCUUCCGUAACUACAAUACAAGCAUUGACUUGCGUCGACAUGAACUUUCGGAUAUUACAGAAUUGCCAGAGAAGUCUGACAAGGAUAGUUCAAGUGCCUAUAAUACUGGGGAAAGUUGUCGCAGCACCCCACUGACUUUGGAAAUCUCACCUGAAAACUCACUGCGAAGGAGUGCAGACGCCCUCAACUGCCCAAAUGCGGAAGGAGCCGUUGGCAGCUUACCUUGCAAUGCUUCCCAAAAGAGUUUGCUGUCAAGUGGCGGUAGUCGUGAAGCCAGUCCUGUCACAUACCAUCUCCCAGCCAAGGAUUUUGACAUCAACAAACAAACAGAUGUCCGAGAAAGAAAAGGUGGAGAUGUGAGCAAAAAUCAAACCAAUCCAGAAAAAGUAUCCAGUUCCGUGCAGCCACCGUAUCGCCACUCUCCGUAUAAGCAUGCACACAUCCCUGCACAUGCCCAACACUAUCAAAGCUACAUGCAACUAAUCCAGCAGAAAUCAGCCGUGGAAUAUGCUCAGAGUCAAAUGAGUUUGGUCAGUAUGUGUAAAGACUUGUCCAGUACUACAGAACCUAGGAUGGAAUGGAAGGUGAAGGUAAGAAGUGACGGCACACGCUAUAUUACAAAGCGGCCUGUAAGAGACAAACUGUUGAGAGAGAGAGCCAUAAAGAUUAAGGAGGAGCGAAGUGGAAUGACAACCGAUGAUGAUGCCAUGAGCGAGAUGAAAAUGGGACGUUACUGGAGUAAGGAAGAACGUAAGCAGCAUGUUCGAAAAGCUUCUGAGCAAAGAAAGAGAAGGGAAUUUAUGAUGCAAAGCAGGUUGGAUUGUUUGAAGGAGAAGCAAACCACGGAAGAUACCAAAGAGGUCAGCAUCAUUGACCUCAGUCACAAAAAGAUGAUGAAAAAAAGGAACAAAAAAAUUUUUGACAACUGGAUGACCAUUCAAGAACUCUUAACACAUGGAACUAAAUCUCCUGAUGGAACUCGGGUGUACAACUCCUUGCUUUCUGUUACAACUGUAUAAUUUCAUAAUCUAAAAUCUGUAAAUAAACUACCGUUGCGGUAGAAUUUCCGCCUCGUUAAAUGUGGCAAGUUUAUUAAGAAAAACAACAACUUUUUUUUUCUGUGUAAAUAUAAGAUAAUUAAUGUUACUGUUAAUACCUUGUCUUAAACAAAACAAAAACCCAUCCUAUCACAGUACUGGGUGUUAGUUACCCUAAUUGUUUGCCAAAAGGACAUGUAACUGUUUGCUGCGCAACACUUUUACAGUUCCUCUGGCAAUGAGGAGUUCAGCCGCCACAUUACUCAAGGAGCUCUGUAAUUUAAAUUGUUUUUAAAACAUGACUGUAAUUUUUAAAACAUUUUUUAAAAUUUUCAUACUGUUAUUAAUCAUGCGAAUGCCAAAUAACCUUUUAGUUACACACGUUUAAUUAAUGAAUACUGAUUAAAGAUAUUAAACACAAGCUUUCUUUUCUUGCCUGAAAACACAGACGCAAUUUCCAAUAUAGAUUUAUAUUUUAUAAAAUUGUAUUUUGUGAUAUUACUUUGCAUUUGUUUUAUUUUAUAUUAUCUGCAUUCUAUUUAUCAAUAUCUACAAUAACAAGAUUUGUCAUAUUGUUUAAGAGCGCAGCUUUUACACUUAUGGCCAAUUCAUAAUUUCUUUAAGAGUUCUUAAUCAGAUUUUAUAUCAAAGAAAUGAUUACUCAAUGUGUAGCUUUAUAAGGUUUGGAAAGCAUGUUUUUGUGGCAUCCUUGUGCCACACUCCCAGGCUUUUUGAUACAGACAAGGAAUUUCUUUAUGAAAGAAAGAAGUUAAAAAAAAAAAAAAAACACACACACAAAAAACAAAAACAAACAAUUUGAAACAUUUUGUGCCAUUUUUCAAGUUAUUUCUUGUUCCAGUUUGCUUUCUAGGUUUGUACGGAAAUAAUAAUAAUAAAAGAAAAAAUGCUAUCAUAAAAUCACAAAUGGUUACAACCGUGGCAAUCAGAGACAAAUAAAUUAUUGUUUUGUAUCCACUAAA
This is a messenger RNA of Pelobates cultripes (western spadefoot toad), 65330 nucleotides long. Lineage: Eukaryota; Metazoa; Chordata; Amphibia; Anura; Pelobatidae. The record is from the annotation of a GenBank genome assembly.